GUUUUAUUCGGUCGGCGACGUUUAGUAGCCGUAGUCACGUGCCCCUGGCCAUACUCCUGCUGUCCGCGGCAUACUACGGUCGUGCCUGUCUGUCAGCGCGCGCGUCACUGCACGUUCGUCCGUCUCUACGCAGACAGUCGGUAUUGUUUACUCGCACUCGCCCAGUGACAGCGCGAACGGGGCACGGCGAUUUUCCCGUCGUUAUUCGACGCGUCGCCCGCGCACUAACUAUCCCCGGGGUGACACAACCCGCGGACAUGGAACCGCGGCGGAUCCGGCACGGCCGUCCGGGCGACCCGCAGAGCACGGUGUCCAGGUGGAUGAUGGUGGUCUUUUUCAUGUCGAUGUACGUCUUGCAGAUCAUCGCCAAACACGGUAAUAUAAUCAUUUUAUUCACUAUACAAAAUAUGUCGUUUAUCCCGUCACGAUUGAUAUCGGGAUAUUUUUGUUUUUUUUUUUCUGCGUUUCUUUUCAAAGGCCCGAGGAAAAUUAAGCCGCGUCGUAUUUCGGAUAGUUUUUGAGUUAUUAUUAUUAUUUUGUUUUUUUACUGUCAGUAUGUUAUAUCGGUGCAGUCGCGUAGGUGCGGAGAGCACAAAACAAACAGCGGGCCCUAACAUUGGUAUAAAAUCGGUAAAAAUUGGUGAAAAAAAAAUAAACACGUUUAAAUAACUCGUUUCAUUCAUUUACAUGAAUAUAUUGUAUGCACGAAAAGUGCGUCCAACGAGUGAUGCCAUAACAACAAUAGCGUAAGCACCGCUUCACACAUAAUUUUCGAUCCAAAUCUAUGAAAAUUUGGAAUUUUCAUAAAAAAAAAAAUCGUUCUAAAAACAUAAUAUUCACUGUUUUGGCGCAACGGCGACGGAAUGUCCGUUGCGACGCCGCACGAGUCUCUCAAAAAAUGACGGAUCGACUGUCGUUUAUUCCGUCACGUCCGGCAUUAUACACGGGAAACGAGAAAAUUUUGUAUAAUUUUUCAUUAACUAAAAAAACUGACGGUAAAAAAAAAUAUGUAUAUAUAUAAUAUCCACGCUCGUGCAUUGUAAACAUUUUGUCUUGUUUUGUGUUCGGCGGCCAACAAUUUUGUUUGUACGACCGCUGUAGCUGUGCAAUAAAGAAGCUGUGUGUAUAGCGACCGCUGUAUAAUAGUUACAGAACGCGAACGCGUGUCCGUUAAAAUAACUGCGUUUUGCGUCUUCUCUUAAUUAAAAAAAAAAAAAAAAACCACCACGAACAUAAGAAUGUUCAAGUAUAAUAAUAAUGAUAAAACAAAUAAUUACGCGCCGUGUAUAUUGUAAUCACUACAAAUCGUAUAAGCUACGCGGUUUAAAGUAUUUUUUAUUAUAAUAUACGAGUUAAAUGUAUAACGAAAUUAUUAAAAAAAAAAAAAAAACUAAACAAACAAAUGUCCCUGCACAGUGGCGUAUUAUUCUUAAGUUUUGCUAAUUUCGGAAAAAAAAAAAAUUAAAAAUCAUCGCAUCAAAUGUUUUCAUAUCCAUAUGAAAUUGGUCCGAAAACGAUUUCCAGUUUAGGAGCGACAUUAGGGAGAUAAAUCUUGUGUUUCGACAAAUAGAUUUAUACUUGUAAAACUUAAAAAAAAAAAAACCCUCGAACACUAAACCCGGUACGCUCGUCGGAACUAUACGGACCGCUAAAAUAUUAUGAAGGAGGUUUAAUAUGAGCACCUAAAUAAACAACACGAACAUUAUAGAAAUGAAAAAAAAUUGUUCUUAGCCUUUUCAUCGUAAAGAUUAAAAAAAACAAAAAGAAACUAAUCUGUGUGCUGUAUGCGUUGUAUACAAUACAAUGUUCAAAUUCAAUAUCUCCUUAGUCUUAUAUACGGAACGUCCUAAGUGCACCACUGCAACGUCCAUUUCAUAGUGCCUUUAUAAUAAUUAUUUUUUUCCCCGGUACGUCCAUUUAAAUGCUAAACAAAUGUAUCCUCUCUGUGCGACUGCAAUUUACGGCGAAUCGACAGUGCGCCUCUGGUGCAGGAUUUGCAAAUAAGACGAUUCAAAACGUUUUCCGAUUAUAUUCCGUCCGUGUUGUGUACAGUGUGCGAACUAAAGUUAUAAAAUAUGCGAGAACAAACGCAAAGCCUCGUAGACACUUAUUACGGGCGGAAAAAAAAAGAAAUAACGUUCAAAAGAAUGAACACUGUAAUAAAUUUGAACUUCUAAAACGAAAAAGGAAAAAAAAAAAAAAAAUCAAAUAUCUGUCGGUGUUACAAUAUUAUAUCGCGAUUCCAAUAAAACGGCGAACACAUGUGUGUGCGUAUUGUAAACGCGUUUAUUCGACAGCAUCAAGCUGCAGUGAGAAAAUCAUUUCGCCGACGCAUACAAUUUUCCGGCGUACGCGUGUAAAUCGAUUGUGUCCGCGGGAUCGCGCCGUUUAGAGGCGGAAAACACGAAAAUAGCCCGACAAAAACCAAACGGGAAAAAACGAUAUGCGCUCUGAAAACCGUUUUUCUUUUCUCGCCAAACGGAUUUGUCGCCGACCACGCCGCGUGCCCGCCGCGUACGUAGUUGGGUACUGUUUUAAAUCUCCGGACGGAUAAUAUUGUCCCGUCAGUAUCACCGUAAAUGACCGCGGCGGAUUCGUUCGGAAUGGAGAAUUUUCCACGCAUUUUGUAUUCACGCGAUUCACCGCGGAGAGGCCGUGUCCGAAAUAUUUAACGGUACCCCGGGUGUAGGCGGGCGUUCUUCGUUGACCGCUGCAAUGAGAUCCGACGCGGGGUCAAACGUCCCCGGCAGCGACGCGUGUCGUGAUUUUCCUACCCCCGGUAAAAACUAUACUAAGUGGGGGUAGAUGCAAGUCUAACACGUUUAUCGCACGCGGCACACAAAACGAUCAUAGCCGACGACGAAUCAAUCGAAACCGUGAUCGGCGGUUUCCGCGUCUGCACGGACGUUAUUGUCGUUUCGGAGAUCACCGCGGCCCGACAACUACCGCUGACCGCGGUAACAUUGUCAUUAGUGCUCGCCCACGUUAUUAUAAUUUUGUGGCUUGGCGCAAGAAGGGCCAAUGUCAAUUUUUUUUUUUUUUUUUGAAAAAAUCAGUUGCAAAUGAAAAACAAAGAGAAACUGUUUUCUAUUUUCUGAAUAAAAACUGUUUUGGUAAAAAUUGAAAAUCACGCAAACAUUUAUAUUUAAUAGACUACACAGAGCCUUACGGAGAAAUAAAAUGUCAAAGCCAAUUUUACAACAAUCACAAAAUGUGACAUUGGUCCUUCUUACACCAAGCUCCAGAAUUAUACGCGUUUAGACUCGCCAAGAGCGAACACGUUGAAUAUGAUGGUCCAACGAUCGCGGGAAUCUACGAUCAAAAGGUAGUCGUCCGAGAGAGAAUAUUAUACAGUGGAACCUCGGUAUCAGUCGAAAUUCAAGGGAAAUGCAUAGUUUUCGAGUUGUCGAGGUUUUAGGAAAAAAAUUCUACUAGGACAGUUUUCAAAAUCUAUGUACAUAUUAGUUUUUGAUUAUUAAACAGGUAACACCUUUAUAUGUACGUAUUAUAAUUGCAGUGUGUAUUGUUAUGUUAUUUUAAAAUUGCGUUGUUAUAAAAAAAAAAAAAAGAAGGCCGUAAUAUAUUAUAUUUUAACUAAUACCUACAUUCCUUAUAUUUUCCCGUUUUUCUUGAGAAAAUCGAAAAAUGACACUUCCCUAAAGUAUCUCCCCACACCGAUUUCCUUUCAGUAAAAGUGCUACGCUUAAAAAUAUGAGCUGGUCUUCUGGUUAAAAAGUUGCGCAUGUAUGAAAAAAAAAAAUAAAAUAAAUAAUCAUCUUUAUAAAGAUCUUCUAUUAAUAAUAGUCUUCGCUACACUCAGAGUCUAAAAUUAUUAGAUUAAAUUACGGAAUACCGCAUAAGUCGGUUAGACAAAUGAUUAUAAAAAUUAUCCGUUCAUUAUCCGUCUGAGUUCGGAACAAAGAAUGAUCGAGAGUCAUUGAGGUUUCGCUGUCAUUUAUUAUAUGCGAAUUGAGACGAACAGAAAUGUCGCGAUGCAUUUAGGGGGCGGAGAGCGCCGUGGGAAUAACGGUAUAGCCGAGUGCGGGAUAAAGGAGAAGUAUGAAGAGAAUUGAAAUAAUGCGCGGGACGUGAUCGGUUCUUUCCCCGUACGUUUGGUACAAAAGAAGAAAUAAAAAAUCAAAAAAAAAAAAUCAAAGAACAUAACCCCGAAUUCACCGAUAUCGUUUCGUCCGGGGGGGAGGGGCCUUUGGCCCAUCUCCGUCCGCGCUCGUCCGUGUCAGAAAACUUAAUCGAAAAUAACCGUCGAUUUGUUACGCGAAACCGCUUGGGAAUAGGUCAGAGGCGAAACAUAUUUCCAUUUAUUCCGCGGAUUCCCGAAGAACUGCCCGAGGACCGUCGGAUACGUCCGGAGCCACGGAGGCGGAAUUGCCGACUGUACACAAUGGGCCAUCGCGAUUAAUCAUGCAAUAACCUUUUUUCACCCUCGUUUUAUCCGGACAAUACGUUUGAUCCGGCUUAAUUGUUUCAUCGUAUAUAGAAAACCGGCAUAAACGAUUUUAAUCAUUUUAAUCGCCAUAAUUACUUACCUUUUUUAAUCGUACUUGCUCAUUAUUAUCGUCAUUAUUAUUUUUUUGAAAUAAUCAACCUAAUUAACCGUGAUAUAUAAUUUUUAUUUUUACGAGUAUCGGUAGACGACAUUAUGAUUUCCAUCGUAAAAAAGGCGCCCACCGAAAGCGAUCACAUUUUUUUGUUUUUUUGUAUGUCACAGCAGCUAGUAAGUAUAAUAUGCACUUUAUUCAAACUAUGUGUCACUAGAGUCUGCCAGAUUGACCGAUCGGAAAACUGUAGCGAUAAAAGAUGGUUUUUAUUGAUUUCUGCAGUGAUAGUUUUUAUUGUGGCUACCAAGAAGAAAUAACCAGGACUGUGACCAUACCGGUUUACCGCUCCGAAUAGGUUUUUGGUCACAAUGGUUCGUCGUUCGUUGCUUUCAAGUACGGAUAUACUGAACGGUACCCUAUAAUAUUAUGGUGAAUUUUCGCAACUUCUCACCCAUACAAAAUAACAGUGCAGUGCACGGUGCGAGAGUAUGCCCGGGCUUUUAUUAUUUUUAACGGUACGACAACCGAACGAUACCUAACAUAGUUCAACGUCUAAAGUAUAAUGUUAAUAAUGAAUUAAUAAGGAAAUAUUAAAUCACUGUUGAUAAACUAGGCUGGGUAGGUACUUAAUACAGGAUGUACGCAUUUAUCGCGUAUGAAUAAAAAUGAAAAACGAGUCGUGGAGACUAUAAAAUAACAGUACCAUCGUUUAUACUCGUUAUACUGUAUUUGGGUUUUUAACGAGUCUAAUAAUAUGUGCGGCUGUAGCUAAUUUCUUUUAUUCGUUCGGGACAAAUCCGCGUUGUCAUACACACGUGUUUUUAAUCUUUUUAACGAAAAUUCUCUCGUUUUUUUUUUUAAUCGUGAAACUCGCGUAAACAAUAUUAAACGGAUAAUUUAUUGGUCGGUAACAACGGAAACGCAAUUAACACAAGUCCUAUAUCUCUCGUCGAGUUUAUACAUUUAUCGUCGAAAUUUUAAUACGAUACUCUGUAUAGUUUUGUAAUCGUCAAAUUUUCGACAACUAUUUUAAUAAUAUGCUUUAUAAUAAUAUUAUAUCUCCCGCCCCCGGCCAUUAUAAUUUUAAAACACGUCGUACACAGACUUUUGAAUUUCAAAUGCAGUACUAGAAUAGCGUAGCAUGUAUUUAAUUUUAAAUUUUCAAAGAGAAUAUUUUACUUCGAGAAACUCUGCGGUCGGCGUGUGCGGUAUUUACCUAUACAACAUUCCCGACCAUAACGCCGUGUAGGUAUACGUGUAUAGGUAGGUACCUAACUAUAUAAAACGACUUUGAACUUUAUUUUUUCAUCACACAACUACGGCGAUGUUAAAAGGAGAGAAUUGUUUUUUUUUUUUUUUUUACCAUACUCAUACGCCGCGAUUUUAACCUAAUUUUAUGCUAGAACUUAUAAGAGCCCGUCUAUAUUUCCGAAAAUCCCUUGCAGCAACUACACGUUGGUGAUAACGAUUGCGAACAAAAAAAUAAAAAAAAAAAGUGCGGAAAAAGCAGUUUAUUGCGAAACGUUGUCCUAUAUGCGACGGACGUGUUUAAUAUUUUAUUAUGUUCAAACCGAUCGUAUAUAUAAUCUCAUUGGCAUAAUAAAUGUAUAACCGCCAUAUCCUGUAGUGUGUGCUUUGCCAAAAUUGAAAUCGUGUUCCUAUACACACAGCUAUUUAUUUUAUAAAUAUUCACAUGCGUUGCAAAGGUUUUUUUUUUUUAUUUUUCUUUACCAACAUUCGAGAAAUAAAUAAAAUACCUAUAAACUUUAUAGUCGUUUAUUCAAACAACACGACAAAAAUAAUCUUUAGGCAUUCCGUUAGCCUAUAUAAUGCAUUAACGGUUGAAAUAUUUAACAGUCUAAUAUCCAACUGUAUAGUUGCGCGUAGUCAGUGCUGUGUACAAUGAUUGGGGGAGGGGGGUCAGGGGUUAUAAUGUUCUCUCCGCGGGCUCACGAAUACAACAGUUAUGACUUAUGAGUGUUUAUUUAGUAGUUUUACCUUUAAAUUAUAUAGUUUAACCAAGUUAAAUGGACGAAUACUUAAUUUAUUGAACAGAAAUGUUUUUUUUUUUUUGGGAACCGGCUUUUAAAUUCUCAUUGUUGGGUUGGGUAUACGGUUAAGAUUAUACGAUUUAUUCAUGAAUUAUUAUAAAUAUUAUUUACUACUUGCCUUUCCGUUGAAAAUUCCUGGGCACACCACCGUCCAUUAUAACAACAACUAUACUGUAGAGUCCUAUAUAAGUGGUUUAUUAUGAAGUCAGCAGCCGCAUAAAUAUUAUACUAAACGGACAAAUAAUACUGAACGACCCUUAAAAUAUGACAUUGUUAUUUACAGUGGCACCCAACCCUAUUACUAGGUGUAGCAGUUGCUACACUUUGGAAGCAAGGGGCGGGUGGGUUUAUAAUAACAUAAAAUAAUUAACUUGAAAUAUAUAUGCCUUUAUAAAACACAGAUUACAUUGGUUAACCUUAAUAUUUACUAAUAUUAUCAACUAAAAAUAUGAUACAGUUUAUUAAAUAAUAAUUUUAAGUUAAGGAGGUGGUGGGUGAGUGGGUAAAUUACGUUUUGCUGCAACUGACAAAUAUAUGUUGGGUGAAUGGUUUUAUGAAUCAUGGUGCAAUAUUAUUGGUAUAGGCAUGUAGAAAUUUGUUUUAAUUAAUUUUAAAUAUUUUCCGUGUUUAAUGUAGCGAUUUAUAGCUAAACAGACGUCCUAGAAUAAUGGGGAAGGGUGUAGUCACUGUUAUAAAUAAUUUAAUGUAUACCUGUAAGAAACAAUAAACCAUUGCUUACGAAAAAACGAUUAUGAGCAAAGUUCAGUUGAUAGUGAUGUUUUUUUUUAACUAUAUAUGUCAUAUUACGGUAAAAUACCUGAUUAAAUAGGCAUUAUGUAUGUAUUUUCUUUAAUUAUAUUUGUCUAAUAUUGUACUGAUUUUCCCAGUUUUUCUCAUUUGAUGGGAAAAACCUUGGGAAAAUCGAAAAAUUACCUCCCAAAGUACCUCUCCACGCUGAAUUAUUUUUAGAAAAUGUGCUACACAUAGAAAUCCGAGAAAUUUUUCUAGUAGAAAAAUUGCGCACAUAAAAAAAAAAUAAACAUCUUUGUAACAUUAUAAGCUUCUUCACUCCAAUCAAAAUCUAAAACUAAAUAAAAUAUGUUUUCAUCACGAAAUUCAUGGUAUAACCAAAUAGUAUUGCAUGGGUUAAUCGAUGAGAUGUGCUCUCUUAGCGUAUAAUAUUGUGGCUGUCAAGCUUCUGAUUUACUCUUCGAGUCGGUUUAAAUUUAGAAGUUGUUUUAUAUUAUAAAUUUGGACAAAUAUCACUUAUCUCUCGGCAUUAAGAAAUAAAAUAUAAGUAUAAUACGAUGUAAAUAUAAUAAAUAUAUAAGAACUAUACCCUCAAAAAAAAAAAAAUACCAAAUAUUGAAAUUUGAAUUUAAUAACGGUACGAAUUUAAUGUCAAUAUGACGACUCUGGACCAUCAUAAAAACAAGAUUAUCGAUUUUUUUUUACUUCAAAAUGUGAUUUACCCGACGGUGGUUUUGCCUUUUAUCCCUAAAUAUAUUUACUUCCAACGUGGUUUUUCAACCACUAAUGGUUUCAGGUUUUAGGUUAUCACGUAUUUCCUUGAAUCAAUAUUAGGUUUGGAAUUUGGACGAGUAGUUUUAGUACCCGGACCUUGAUAUUUUGGUCAUUAUUUUUUUUCAUCGCCCUGAGAGAGGUGAUUGAUAUUUCUAGAUAGAUAAAAGUUUAAUUAAUAGUCAAAAUAAUGACAAUGAUAAUAGUUUUCUUGUCCGUGACAACUAAAUUGUCAUCCACAUAACCGAGGUAACCCGUGAACAAACAAAAAUAAAUAAAUAAAAAAUUAGAUAUUCAUACCGAAAAUACCCGAAAAUCCCUAUUUUACCUUUUCGGGGUUUGAAUGUUCAAAUAUCCUUCUUUAGCGGAUGUCUACGUCAUAAUGUCUAUAUGUAUGCCGAAUUUCAGCUCGAUCCGUCCAGUGGUUUGGGCUAGGCUGACGAAUCAGUCAGCCAGGACACGUUAUUUCGUUGACUAUAAUAUAAUGUUAGUUACACGGUGAAAACUAAUUUUUUACCGUCCCAGGGCAGCAUAUACAAUUAUUAAUAUUUAUUGCGAUUGCAACACGCGUUAAAAGCUCUAUAACGCAGCGAAUCCCCUUUUAAAAUAAUACAAGUUCCGCUAAAGCUCUGGCGGACGUGAAAUUACACACCAUCACGACUAACGUGUAUUCUCACUUCCUCCUCACCCCGUCGUUCUUAAUUCAAUAUCGGGCGAGUCAGUAUGUGAGUUUAAAAACCAGUCGAGUGUCAAGUAGGCAUAUAUUAUUUGUACGGAUUUCACACACACACACAUACAUAGCUAAAUAGAAUAACGUUUAAAAUGAUUUCGCAGCCUUGACAACACCACACAUUGCUGCAGCAGAAUCCCUGGGAUCGCAUUAGCGCGUAUAAACCGGCAAUGUAUAAUACGGACUUCACAACAAACCACUCAGCCCCCUCGUCGCGAUAGCUUUUCAUCGUUUAACCAGAGGCCCGGACUAAACGAAUUGAUAAAUAAAAUAUUAUUGAAUUAAUAAAAACCGACAAAUGCACUCGUGUGAUGCAAAAAUCUUUUUUUUAAUUCAACCGAAUAAUAAUAAUAAAAAAAACCCACACAAAUUUAACACCAGCGGGAAACGAAUAAAUUGAAGGCUGUAUAUACCCACGACAAAAUUAAUAAACUUUCAACAAAGUCUCGAGUGUCAAAAUAUUAUGUAUGAUGUCACACAGUAUACUAUAUAAUAUUAUCUAUAGGGUGAUAUUUUUAUCCUGAUGAUCGGUUAUCAAGAAUUAUCGAUUUUAUUUUGGGCUCUUUUCCAGGCAUUAUAAUAGCGAAUAUUAACGAUCUUAUUUACAAUAAUCAAAAGAAAUAAGGUAACUUCCAAACAAUUCAGUAACGUUUGAAAAAAAAAAAAAAAAAACAAAAGCCAAAAUCAAAUAUCCCUAUAAUCCUACAAUAUAACUACUGUAUAGUUGUUGAUUCGUGAUGAAAGAAAUGCCCUGUAUUAUAUAUAAACUGAAUACUACUACAAUAGUACUUAGCAAAAAACCUGUACCCGAAUUUCGUUUUUCUGUAACGUAAUAAUUAUAAAGGUAUACCUUUAAUAUAAAGGUCUUAUACUGGAAUAAAGAAAAAAAACAAAAGGGGUUUUUUUUUUUGUUCGUUAGAAGGUUAAGCAUAUACAAUUAUUAUGUUUUUAAACAAUUGUUAUACCUAUCCUACCCCAAACACUUUAUAGAGAACAAUAAAUUAAAUUAACUUUGCGCUCGGGAAUAAAGAAUACUGUAGUGUAUAUACAACUUUUGCCUACUAAUAAUUUAUUGUUGUAAAAUGUGUGCAUUUGAAGAAAUAAUUUAAUAAUAUAUAAUAUUAUUAUAUUAUAAUUAGUAAACUCAUUGAAUUACGUUUUAAACUCUGAGUAAUGUAGCGCUGUUUUAAUACGAUACGUGCGUUUUUUUGUGGGAAAACUUUUUCGGUAAGUAAAAAUUCUCUAAACCGUCCACAAUAUACCUUAUUUUGGUAAGCUAACCUAACCUUACUUUUAAAAGGACAUAGUUUAUUUGAAACAUUUUUCAAAAUAUUCAACAGUUUCAAAAAUAAAAAAUAAAAACAAAACAAAAUCAAAUUAACCAACAACAAAAGACGAUACUUUGGUUAUAUUUUUCUUGAUUUCUAGGUAAAACGACUAUAUUAAAAAUGUAACUCUAUAAACAGGGUCGUAUUUUAUUUAGAUAUAUACCUACGAGUUUAAUAUCCAUAUCUUUUAUUUUAUCUAGAUAAAUGAAAAAUAAGCUAUUUAAGAUGAAUAAUUUAAUCAUCUAGAUAAACAAUUUAAAAUUGUAAUUAAUACACAUAUUUAUUAGCAUUUUUAAUUUAUAAUUAUGUGAUAAAAAAAAAGUGGUUAUCUUUCUAUUUAAUCACACAACCUUUUGAAAUCUAGAUGUUCACCAAAUCUGGUACGCCUUUAUUAUUUUUAGGACUUAGUUUAGUGAAAGGUAUGUACUGUAAUAUAUAGUAAACAAAAUGCUCUUUCUUUUUAUCUAGACACAAAUGUGCUGAUUAUUCAUCUAUAUCAAAAUAACCACACAGAACAUUGACUAUAAGUCCAGAAUCGUAUUUUUGAUUACAAUGCUUCAUUCGCAGCUUUCAGCCUAUAAUAUAUAAUAUAUUUAUUUAUGUAAACUAAAUUACCCUACAUCUUAAACCUACCUAUAUCUGCUCGAUUGUCCACUAAGUGUGGCCUACCCACGAUGCGAAGUAUGUCCGGCUAUUCGUAUGAUAAUAGAAAAUAGUAAUAUAUACAUGGCUCUAUAUUAUUAUUGUUAUAUAGACACAAUAAUAUAAUAAAUUAAUUCGAAGUAGGCCGUAUAGACAUUCAUUUUCCUAUACGACCGUAACGGAUUUUAUUGAUGAUCCGGAUUAGUAUAUUGUUUUCAAUCGUGAUAUACGAUAAUAGUAAUAUACGCACGCUAAUAUAAUAGUAUUAUGGCUUACUACAAAGUGCUAUUGGUGUCCGAUAAAUUGUAAUCUUCAUUUCGCGUUACAAUUUAUUAUUAUUUGAUAUUGAUACACCGAUUAUUAUUAUUAUUUUAUCGUAAAAUUUGUUUAAGUACCUAUGCGGUAUGCAUUUAUAUCGUAUGAAACAUAUAGUACGGCUAAUUGUGGAACUGGAAGACGGCUAUUAUGCGAGCCAAACACAAAAAUUUAACUAAAAACAACAAACAAAAAUUGCGAAUUUUCAAGUGUAAAUUUCUACAUUUCUAUAUUAUUAUAUAGGUAUUAAAAUUUAUUACCGGACUUUGACAAACUAUUUAACUUUUUUUUGUCUUACGAAGAACCUCAUAACCUCAGUCUUGAUAAGAAAUUUCUCAUAGCGUCUACACUUUCACAUGAACUAUUAUAAUAGUUAAAAUUAUACUAUAAAUAUAAUUUCCAACGUUCACUAUAAUAAGUUAAUUUUAACGGUCCAAGGUAAUUUAUUUAUUUGUAUCAAAAUCAUUUUCAAAUAUUGAAAACUGUCGUUUUUGUUAAAAAACAACCAUACCGUCUACAAAACGAAAAAAACAAAUUAGAUAUCACCAUUGGAUAUAUACGGCAUUCACUAUAUAAUAUUAUUUCACUUUUCAUGUUUUCCAACAUCAACGCGACACAUGUGAAAUCAUUAUGCAAUUAUGUAUAUAAGGUAAAAUUAUCGUUUGUUCAUUAUAAAGAAAUACUCACCACUUUUUAGAUUUUGAACAAAGCGAGAGCUGUAUUGAUUUUGCUCGUAUAAUGUGUUUAUAAACAAUUUUUUUUUUUACCAGUCGUCUUGCUCCAACCAAUAAUUUUAUAGGGAUUUUCUUGUAGUUUUUUUUAUCUAAUUGGUGCGUCAAAGAUGCCAUUUUUUUGGUAUUCUUAGUAGUUUUCUCACUAAAUGGGAAAAACGGGCAAUUUUUUGUAUAUAUUUUUUUGAUUUCUGAGCAACACCAAAAAAAGUAUGACUAAUAAUACUCAGCUCAGAACCGUUUUUUUCCCAACUCCCCUCCUAAAACAGUGACGCACCUAUCAGCAGUAUCAACUUUUUUUUGGCCUUGGGUUAAUACAAGUCAAUUAACGUCUGGACUCUCUUCUUAUAUUCGGUUUAUUUCAAUUUGCAGUAUCCUCUCACGUAUAGAUUAAAUAUUUCAAUUAAGAAUCUCUGCACCAACGAAAACGUGUAUAUCAUUAUUAAUUUGUCCUCUGUAUGUUAAUAAUAAUAUUCUAUUCAAUCAACAUUGCACUAGAUCAUAUUAAAUUAUUUGCAUCCCGUUUUUUUUCUAUAUAUUUUCAUUGUUGCACAUCGCUCCGCCGUCGCCAGCUAUAAUCGUAUGUAUUAUAAUAUCUUUAGAUUAUAAUCGACACAUCCUUCCGUGUAUAGUGUUCGGUAUGUCUAGUUGUUUUGUCAUUCAAUUUCACACUGAUCUCGUUUCAUUCACGCCAUUGACUAGUUUAUUUUUCAUCAUUUUUCUUUUUUUUUUUUUUCAUAAACUAUAUUAUCUAUUCGAGCAUUCAUGUGAUUUAUGCGACUACGCAGUGUACGGGAUCUCUAUACCUAAGCAUAAUUUAUGUUUAAGAAUCCAUAAUAAUAUUAUAACGAACCGUGAAAGCCAACAAAAAUUAUUUUCUUCAUAUCUAAUAUUAUAUAUUACGUUCGACGCAGUGCAUCAUUCAUCAUUCGAAGAAGAUGCGGAAUAGAAGGGAAAAAGUAAAAGAAUAUUCGGCGAAGACGGCAUACUUCCAACGGAUGCCGGCAAUUGUUUGAAUUUUGUUUUUGUAUACGCAUUCUACGCAGUAUAUUUGGUGGAUCUUAUCUGCAGAUAUCAAAAUAUCGUAAAGUUUUGUUAAAAAAAAAAAAAAAAAAAUAAAUUUCUAAGAUAUCUGUUGUUUUUUAGCGGGAACUUAAAAAAAAAAUUACCGGAAAAAAUAAUUCUAACGUAAAAAAAAAAAAAUACCCUUUUGUAGUUUUUGUCGGUAUAAUAAUUCAAAAAAAUAACUUAACAUAGAAUUCCAAAACGGUCGAACAACAUUUUAAAAUUUUAAACGAGAGUAUAGGUGAAACGUUAUAGACACGAGCAAAUACUGAUUAUACGUCCGUCUUACUGUUUAGAAAAGAAAUAGGCAAUAUUAUUAUCAUUGUAAUAUUGUCUCACGUUUCUAUUAUUUUUCAUAUAUAUAUAUAUACAUUACAACGAGUUUCGAAUCCGUAAUUGCGAUACACAAUCAUCCACUGAUACGAUUAAAAUAUUAUACGAUGCAUACGAGUUCCAAACGAGUAAACAAAAAAAAAGUAACUGUUCGCGAUAUCUCGGAGAGAAAUACUGGUUGACCAAUGUAUGUAAUUGAAACGUAUACGAGAAAUAAAAAUACUCGUGUAAAUACAAUACAUCGUAACAGUAAAAUAAAAAGCCGGCCAUAGAUCGUGUCAUGACCGAAGCCACUGUUGUAGGCGGAAAAUUAUAGACAGGUGUGUAGGAUAUUGAUGGUAAUUUAAUUACUGAAAGUGACGAUACGUCAUUGCAAUUAAAAAACGAUACUGAACGGAGUUCGGUAAACCAGUUUGGUUAUGUUCAUCGUGUUUUUUUCUAUCCUACAUGAAUAUAGCCGAGGUAAGCCGGAAACAAACAAAAAUAAAACCAACGUAAACCGUCGUUAUUGUCGUCGUCACGUCGUUUUAAAAUUUAAAAACAAAUUAUCGAACGACACAACUUAACUCCGCCGGUGCAAAAAGCCGGACCGUAUUCCAAAAGCCGCGUAUACAUUUUAACCCUAAGGACCACUGUUUUUUUUUUUUUUUUUUUUUUUUUUUUUUUCACCGGUACAUUACCCCCCGCCCGCUGUAUCGCUAACGCAGUAGAUGCGAUAACAGUAACGAUACGGUAGAGCACAAGAAUCGGUAUAAUUUCGACCGUUUGCCAAACUCAGCAGAAUUUGUUAUACGGACCUGGGGGUAACCGAUUGUAUGUGAUUAUGUGAGAACGGUCGUUAUUUCAAGAAUAUUAUUUAACCGUUCCCAGUAUAAUAUUCCGUACUGCGCAGGCAACACUGUGUCGUCUGGGCGGCUUGUAUUGAAUUUGUCACGCGCCGCAGACUUCGCCUUCGCCGUCACUGCCGGGGCCUGCAGAUGACGACGAUAAUAAUAACGUCUUAUAUAACUACUAAAUCGUAUUAUUAUUUUCCUUUUGUCUACGCUUUCGUGUCCGCGAGCUCAUUCGUGUACGCUCGUCUAUUUUUAGACCAAGUCCCGUCGUCGUCGGUCGAUAGCUCACGAGGGCCCACGCCAUCGCCGCGGAGGGAGCGCGAAACUUUACCACGUUUAGAGUUCGAAAUUGCAUUAAUAUGUUGAAACCCUUGCGUUUUUCAAACAUUAUUUAUGUAUGAUAUUUUCUUCAGCCAGCCACGCAGCUAACGCAUAGGGGACUUACAAAGGGAAUAUCCAAUAUAAAAUCGACGGGAAUUAAAAAUGCAAGUCGAAAAACCUCGUACAUUUAUUACAUUUUUAACGUGGGUCGUUGCCAUUUGAAAAUCAAAAGCGGAUAAUGUUUUCGCCGCCAAACACAAGGGUGACGAGAAAAACGGUAAUGUAAUAUUCCAGAGCCGAUUGUCUCUCAAAAUUAAAGAAUAAAAUCAAAAAAAAAAUCAAUAGUUUCCGAGGUGUAACGGUAUGUUUUUACGUUAUACUGAUCACUCUGUAAGUAGGCGUCUCACAUAUUUAGAGUUAAAAUAAAUCAUUUUCCAAGUUAUUAUACGAGAGUAAGUAUAUACUCUCCCCGAAAAACUUACAGUGUAUAUAAGUAUACGUAUUAUUUUCCGACACUGGCGUUGGUGGCGCAAUAUAAUCAUAAAUAAUAAUAUUGCAGGGUACGGGGAUGAAAGAUAUUGUUUAACUCUCGUAAUUGUUAAACGUUAUCUUGUGCUGUGCAUAAUAUACCUCGGGUACCUUUAUUAUGUUCAGCGAGAAUGCCACGUCGUUGUGUUAUUUAUUAUUAUUAUUAUUAUUAUUAUCAUUAUCGAAUAUCGCUAUAAUAAUAUAGCGUAGACAGAAGAAUUCGCUGCGGCAGAGUCGGUUAAAACGAGAACGGAAUAUUUCAAUAAAAUCGCGCGUUUAUUGAAAUAACGUCGCGCGAAGAAUGCCUAUUUUACCGUAUAAUAAAUAUUAUAGACACCUGCCUAUCGGAAGAGAUCAAAUUAACGGCGAGAAAUACCGCCGUGUUGCACGUAUUCCGCAGAUAUUCCGCAAACCGUGACUGAAAAAAACGCGGGCUCCAUGUCGGCUGAAAAUUCAUUUCUGCUAUUCCGGACCCCGUUUACGGCAAUAAUUAUUCUAUAAUGGUAUCACGCGGAAUAAACAAUAAAACAUUGCCUGACAAAAUUUCCCCGUCUGAAUUUUUGCCAGGCACACGCCGCUAGACAGCUUGGCGACGAAAACUCCUAGGUAGAGUAUCGCGAAGACCGGAAGUCGAAAAUUCCGUCGUUAAUUGAUUAUAUUUAAAAAUACGUUUAAUCUAAUUAAAAACGGCGUUGAAUGUACCGCGAUAAUACUUCAUGCCUAGAAAGCCUACACGAGAAUAGAGUGGCCACCGGUUCUUAUCGGUUUAUUAAUUAUAGAAAAAAAAAAAAAAAAAAACAGAUAGAAACGAUAAAACAUUUUAAAAUUAAUUUUAAUUAGGUAGAGUAAUGGUUGGAGACGGUAUUGACUAGACGCACAGUUUAUCUAGUCGUCCCCUAAGUCGCUACAAUCGGUCGGCGCUAUACGUUACUCAAAAUCGGUGGGUCAUGAGUGUACAAAUCGAGACAGCUCCUAAACGUUUUAUAAAAAGUAUUCUCGGGGCACACAGUAACCGUAUUUCCAUUGUAUUAUACGCGGUGUCGAGUAAUUGGAAUUGGAAUUUCGAAGCACGUCAGCGCAUUAGACACAACGAAUUUUGACACGACACACACACACAUAUAUAUAUAUAUGUAUUUUUUUUUAUUAUUUUUUUAAAUAAGUUUCGCUUUCGGCGCGUACAUUGCUCAUCACACACACACACACGCACACACACAUCCGGUCAAACGCUGUUCCGUCCGCGAAACGGCGAUGCAUUGCCCGAUAAAGCGAUGCCGACCGACGAUCGUUUCCUCUGCGGCGGAUCGGGCCGGCAGCCGAGUUCGGGACCGCAUGCCUACGGAUAAGAGAGGCCGCCUCUUAUCCGUUGUUACGCACCACGUCAAUUCGCGCGCAAAUCGCGUCGCCGCGCGUCAGUGAGAAACGGUCGUCCGCGGGGCAACGCCGGCGGGCCGGGGCGGGACGGGGUGGGGGUCGAUCGGACCGCGUUAUCGCACCGGGCGGGCCACUCUACCCGGGGCGCGCGCCGCGCUCGGUGUCCGGUGGGGGGAUGGGGGGGGGUGAGAUUUUCAAUUAAUAUUUCGGCCCGCGUCGCCCCCCCACCGCCACCACCACCACCACCACCGCCGCCACCUCCCCCGCGGCAUAAAAUAUUGUGUACCGUUCGAGCGCGGGCGGCGUUAUCGGUUCCGACGCGCGUUAAUAAUAAUAUUCUAAUUACCGGCGUUAUACGCAUACACGGCUAACCCGUACACGGCGAUACACGCGUAUACCGCGGCGAAGACGUGCCGAGAAGCGAACAAUAAAGGGAUAAUUUAUGUGGGUGUUUCGGAAGGGUACCGCUCGCGCCGCCGUUUUCACCUGGCCAAACCGGCGAGAGUUAAUACUGAUAAUUGUUUGUGAACUAUUAUUCCGUAUAAAAUAUACAAUAAUGAUAAUAAUGAUAAUAAUGAUAAUAAUGAUAAUAAUGAUAAUAAUAAUGACGAUAAUACAAUGCAGGCGCCCGUUUUUUGAACGGUGCUCGGUACACGCGUACGAAACGCGUGGCCGGAGGUCGUGUAUAAUAAUAACGUGUACGCGCGCUCUUGAAUAUCCCGCGGCGGCCGCCGACUUACGCGCGGUGUUUGUAACAAUAACAAUAUUAACGUCUGAUAAUACGUGCCGGUGUACUGCAUUUACAGCGAUAUUAUAAUAAUAAUAAUAAUAAUACCUAUACUUUGCAGUGUACAUUGCGAUGUUAUUGUUACUUAGCGGAAUAUUCGGCAACUUUAACAAACUAAUACGCGCUAUACGUUACGAUAACGAACUCGGCGCCGCCGCUAUUUAAUUUAAUAUUUUCGUUCGAGUUUAUACCGGUUAUUAUUAUAUUUGUUAGAACAAUAGUUUUAAAGUUUCAACAUCGGCAAAGUCUCGACCUGUACACUACGAUAUUUUAGUCGCGUAUUAAAAAUAACGCGCGAGUACGCGAGGUUCGCGUAUUCGACGUGCACGCGGAACACAGGCGCAGAAUGGGGCGGGGGUUGGGGGGGGGGCCAACGGGGCUAAACCGCGCCCGUGCACCCACACGGCGUUCGGGAAACGAUAACGGUUUAUACAUAUUUCGAAUUGGGUUAAAUAAUAAAUAUUUUGCUAAUGAUAUUGUGUAAAUAUUGUGUAACGAAAUAUUCUGUUAUAUGAUAUUUUACAAAAACGUUUUCUAAAUAUUCGUACAACGUAUCCAAGAAAAUAUGAAAAUUAAAAGUUUUAGAAAUAUAUGGGUUUAAAUUGUUCGUUGAAUGUUAUUCUAAAAAUGUUUUCCAAACACGAACUAUUUGGGCGGAAAAUAUUUCGAUAACGUUUACACCAUUGUUUAACAACAAUCGAAAAUAUUUUGACAACUAUAAAAUUUUCCCAAAAAUAUUUCGUUCAGAUUAUGGAAAUAUUUUUUUGCCGUGUGGGCACUUUUCGCGAAAAAAAAAAAAAAGGGUAACCGGAUAACCGUUUAUUGCGUGCUCGUUUUCGGGGAAGCCGUAAGAAAUGUUCAGAGGGUUUUAGAAGAGAUUUCGAGAAGUAUAGCCUUCUUAGCUCCUCCCUCCCACCCGCUCAUCCUUCACUUAUGACGCGUAACGGUGUAUUGAAUCGUGAAGUAAUUUUAAACACACGUAUAGAUCGGACGGUCGGCCGACGGUUUGUUCGAUUGUUCGGUUCGACUGUCCGUGCGUGUACUUCAUUAGACUAGCAGAUUAGAAAUCCGGUGUAUUUAGAUGUUCUUCGAAACCUCCAGUAUACGUCCGGUAGGUAAUCCGAUUGCCUCUCGAUGGAUACCACGGACAAUGAAUUAUAGAAAAAUAAUCUAUUGUCAGAUAAAGUAGAAACUUUACAAACGUAAUAAUAUAUGGGCGGUUAAUGUUAUGUAGAUUCUAAACGGAGUGUGUAAGAACCAUAUUGGUUUUACAAACGAUUUUGCCUUCCUUACGGUGACCGUUUUUUCUUGUUCGUAAAAAUCUUCCGACAUUUUCGCACCGGCCAUUAGACGUCUAAAUAUAAUUGUCCAGAUUCUCAACACGUUUGUUUCGCGGAGUUCGUUAAAAUGUAACGUACAGCGACACAUUGUAAUAAUUGGCCGUCGGACGCGUUAGUCGCUUAAAAUAGUUCCGCCGACACGAUUUUUGUUUUUUUUUUUUUUGUUUUAGUGAACGAAUAAAACGGCCGCGAGCGUAGCGUAGAACUCGGUGUUUGGAAAAUAACUUUUGCAGAGAAAUGCGUUACCGCGUUUGAAAAAGUAACGGAUUUCCAUGUGUUGUCACCUCCUCGUUUUCGUAACGACCGCGUACCGAAUUCGCAUUCGUCGAAAUUCGGAGCGAAAUGUGUAUCACGCGUAUCACGUUACAUACGCGUACGUAAAUUACAUUUUGUCCUUAUGGAGUUCUAUCGUUCGCGUUCGACGUAAAACCGACGAAUCCGCGUUCGCCGUUCCGUAUAAAAUCGCGUUCGUGAUCACGUUCGUUUCCACGCGUAUGGAACGCAAUUUUUUUUUCGCCGAUGAAAUCGCCGUUUCGGACGUGCGCUCGCAGACGGCCGCAGGGUUUAUAAUUCGAUCGCCGGGUCCGGGGCCCCGCCGCACGCGAGACGUGCCGCGUGUACGUCGGGGGAAAAUCGAAUUAUCCGUCUCCCGUUUUGUCGUUCGUUUAAAGUCCGCGGCGUCUUAAACGCGGACGCCGGAUCCGCGUUGGCAGACCCCCUAUAUGUUACACGCGGCGGCGGCGCGAGCGAACUAAAUAUAACCGAAUUAACGCGCUCAGCUCUUCUGUUUCACGGCCGACUGCGCGUUGUAAUAAUAUAUUCGCGGAUAUUAUGUUAUAAGGUAAGACGCGAAAUUCGCCGCCGCCGCCGGACUUUCGAACAUAAUUUUAGACGGUAUAAAUAAUUAUGUGUACGGACGACGCGAGAGCUUUUCGUAUGGUAUCCACGCGAUACGGGCGUCGGCUUUUACGGGAUCGCCGAAUUCGGUCCCCGGGGAUGGGCGGGGGAACGGCGGAGAAAAGGCCGAAACUUUCGGGUCCGUCCACGUGUAAUCUAAUGACCGCGACCUAACUCUCGUCCCGUCCCCUACCCUCCGGCCACUCGCCGUACGCGACAACGUACGAUAUGACGACGAUAAGGCUUCGUCGAGGGGAAACGACGCGGCGGCGGCGGGGACAUCAUCGCCGCCGCGCCGCGGAGACCGCACAAUUUUCGACCUCUCCGGGCCGACCCGGCGGACCGCGACCGACGGCGACGCAGUCUGAUUUCCGACUUACGGGACCGUGUCACGCUGCAGCGCUAUAGGUAUAACGAUAUUCUGUAUACCCAGGAGGUACUGUACUGCCGCCCGCCUAUUAUACGACGCAGGUAUAAUAACGUACGUACGUACGUACGUUCGUUCGUUCGUUUUUUUUUUUUUUUUUUUACCUCUCUCUAUACGCGCAAUAUACGCGCACACAACGAAUGUACGCGUACGAUGUGUACUAUGCGUCGGCCCGGUGUUGUUGUUAUUAUAUUUUCGCGGUUUGAUGACGACGUCCCGCAGCCGGCGCGGAACGCCGUCUCCAACAACCCGUAACGCGCGCGCGAUACGUGGCCGGCCCCUCUUAUCUGCCCGGGCCGCCGGUAACCGUGUCGCCAACGCCGGCCGACAGCGUACGCGCGCAGACAAUAAUAGUCGAAAUGUAAUAUUUUUCACGAACAUCCGUCUCUCCGGGUCCCUUUCCGAUCGUUCCAUUUUCGUAAUGCAUUAUUUCGCCUAUACCGUACGCAUACGUUAUACAGGGUGUCGCGCGGUGGCGGUUCGUCAGAUGCGACAGCGCCUCGUCUACGGUUUCCUUAGCUUAUAGGCCCGGCAACGGCUUCAUAAUAUGUGCUCAAAAUUCACAGAAAAGCGCUCGAAAACGCCAUAAAAAUAUUUAAAAGUACAAUAGGGGUUCAAAAGGUUCCCCAUCUAUUGUUCCUAACGUGUACAUAAUAAUUUUUUUACACUAACAGAAAAACAAUUGUUAUAAAGUAAUUGCCUUUAAAUAUAUUUGUACGUGUUGUAUACAUAUUAGAAAAGAAAAAAUGCUUUGCGUUAAUCAUUUGUCAGUGUGAACAAAUGUUAUUCAAUAGGUUCAGAACCGUUAGAAUGGUGACUUUAAAAAACCCAUUACGGCUUUUGCUUUUUUGACAAUUUAUAGCUUAUUUAUAACCCGUUACAGCCUGUAAAAAUACACGUACCAACGUUUUUAUUUCAAUGUUGGUAAAUACCGUCUUUGAAUAUUUUUAAACGAAUUUCGUUUGAAUUAUAGUAUAGGUAUUGAAAACUAUUACCCGCAUUGAAUAUUUUUAAAUUCAAAAUAAUUAUUGUUAACUGAAGUCUAUACUGAACAAAAUAACUGUUGAACAACGAUAAAAUUACUUCGUUUUCUGUUUCCGAUGGUUUUUAUAUUCGUUUCUCCGUAUAUAUUAUUACACCUCUACACCCCUUGUCUCGCCACUUACAAGGCUCACGAGCCACCGCUUUUUAUGUAUGUGUCCCGGUUUUAUAUCGAUGUAAAUUAACAAAAAACGUGUGGCCUGCUCAUGUUGCGAAAUACGGCUUUUACAGUAAUUGAAAUAUGUAUUUUAUAUUCGUUUCAAUAAAGUUAUACUACAGUACAAAAAAUGAAAAUACUUUUAUCAUAAUGUAUUAUAAAAGCAUUUUCAUUUUCACUUUUUUAUGAAUGUUCAAACAUUUUCCAACGUUAUUACAUAAGUAACUAUUACAAUAUUUGCGUACCAUUGUAGUGGCUCCUAUUAUCCUUUAAUCGUUUGAGAUAAAAUUCAAAUAAAAAAAAAAAAACAAACCAUAGAGUUUACUACGAAGAGACACAAUAAUUACUAAACAAGUAAAAUUGACGAGCAACAGUUUUAUCAUCUGUGGCACAUUGUCAGUAAUACCGACCAUUGCAAUACCAGUACAUCACACAAUUAUAAAUAAAUAAAUAAAAAAAAAAAAACAAUUUUCAUUUUUCAGACUAUUUCAGCAAAACAAAAUUAAAAACUGUCAAACUUACAUCCUUAGUCCCAGUCAUAUAGAUUUAUAAAACUAAGAUAGUCGAUGUAGCCAGUUACACAUCAUAUUUGAGUCCCAUAAGACAUAGUAUAAAGUCAGCAGUCAUAAUAUACUGUUAAUGGCUACUAAGGGGCGAAAUUGAACUAAUUAACCCGUGAAUUGUUCUAUAUCACGACAAUAUAAAAAUUAUUUGUGAUUAAUUUAAAUGUUUUUCACGGCGUACACUUCAAUUAUUGAUUCGUGGACAAAUAAAUACAAUUCGCCUUUUCGGUGUAAGGUCGUCGAACAUCAGAUUUACUUAUAAUAGUCGGCUAUCUUGUCAUUUUAUAUAUCUGUAUGGUCCUAGUUGCACACUUUUUAUUAAACAAUAUUUUCAGAUCCCAGGAGCGUAGCGAUAAGAGAUUAAUAUAUUAAAGUUCAUAAUAUUAUGAUAUUAGUUUUUACUACCUCCGGAAACAAAUAUAUCAGUUAACAUGAGAAUAUAAACAAGCGGCUAGAGGCGAUCAAACAAAGGGGAAUGAAGGGAUAUACCACGCUCCCCAGGAUUUCAUUUUCUUUCAAUAUUAAUAAUAAUACUGCUUCCGGCGGUACUUUAUUCGGAACGUUUUACAUUAAAAAGAAAAAAAAUCUGCUGCACGACUACACAUUUUGCGAGUUUUCGACAAAUUUAAAAAUAGGUUUUUAUUUUAUCUCGAGUUAAAGGUUUCCGACGGUUCUCGUUAAAACUAUGCUUUUCGUAUUGCGUGUUUGAAGAAAAUAUAUUCACUUGCCGGACACGCGGUUAUAGACACCCUGUAUUUUAUUGUUGUACGCCAUAUUUCGUUGUAUAAUGCCCACAGUACCGUGAUGGCCAACUACUGCGCGAUUAAAACUCAUCGUCGGAAACAUAUUUACAACGAUUGUUAUUUUUUUCUCCGCGUCCGUACAAUAUUGCGUACAAACCGCGCCGUACGCUAAUAUCGUACACGGAAAAUCGCGCCACGAAUGAAAAAUAUCAUUUAUAAUUAACCACGACCGCCUAUCCGUUAUUCGAAAUCUUAAAAUAAACCAGACGGUCACCCUCUGUAGUCUACGCUAUAAUACGGAAUAUACGAUUUUUUAGUCGAAUAUUAUGGCGUUAGUAGUGUUUUACGUCUGCGCGGCGUAACUCUGUGAAAUUUAUACAAUUUCGUCGUGUGCCGAUGAGACCCCGUCAAAUUAGGCUCGUAUUGGCAAUAAUAAUAAUUCACAACGCGGAAUAGAGACUAUAAAUCUGGACGGAUAUCGCGGGCACGUUUACACCGUCGUCCGAGAUUAAUUAUUAUAAUACAAUAAUAUGAUCCACUCGUAUACCAUAAAUCGGAACCGACUUCUAGUUGUGAUUGUAUUCCUUUCAAUGUACCCCACUUUUGUAGUGUCUGGAUAUCGAUGCAGAGUGCAUUGUUUUCGCAGUCUAAUUAACAACGGCCGUACAUCAAAAUGGCCAGAGAAACAUUUGGCGAAUAAAAAAUUUACUAGCGCAUUCAUCUAAUCGUAUUAAAAUUAUAUUUUUAGUUACUGUCUACUGCGAUUCGGAUAUGAUUAAUGAUGGUUUUGAUAAAUGUAAACAAUUGUACGUAAAAAUGGCUAAAUCGAAAAUGUCAAAUUGUUCCGCCAAGCUAUUUGUUUUUUUUCCCGGUAGUUUCGGCGUACGGUCAUUAUUACUGACUGCCAUUUUUUUAUUUUUUUUUUUUUUUUUUUUUAGACAGAGGUAAUCUAAAACAAUGCUUUUCAAGUACAUAAUUUAAUUUAUACGAAAAUUGCAUACGCAAACUCGGGAACCUUAUUUUACAGGCAACCCUAUCUAACGGUUACUUUUAAAGUGAAACUUUUAUUUUUCAUUUUUUUCCAUUUUUAAAUAUGUUAUGCAUUUUUUCUUAUUUAUUUACGCCAAUAAAUUUACGUCAAUACCUCAAAAGAUGUCGCUUUUUUGUCUAAUGUUACUUUAUUUGGGAUAUUUCGUGACUUUUUCAGCAAUUUAGAUCCUUUUUUAUGUUUUUUAUUAAUUUUUGUUGAAUUUUUAGUUACUUUGGCAACAAGGGAAAAACACUAUAUUUAAAAUCAUUUAAUUCGCAAUGUAUAAUCGUUGUACUCAGUAUAUAAACUACAUUACUGUAUCAACUUUUGAUACUGUUUUUUGCAGUUUUUAAUUGCAUAUUAUCAUACACUAUACAAACCAACGCUUUAAAUUUAGGUAAUUCAAUAAAUUACAUCGAGAAAUUUUGUUUUGUUGAAAAUUUGUUUUUACAUGUUUUAAAUAAUAUUUAAUCAAUCCUGUAGAUUGUCGAUUUCCUUGGGUUUUCGAUUUUUGUAACGUCUUAAUCGUUUUCUAUAUCAACGACUAUGAUGUGUUACCCGGGUUCAAACAAAUAACUGCAACUACAAAAUUGGAACUUUUAUUUUGUAUUUUUUGCAGUUUUUCGCUUUUAGAGGAAAUUGUGAAACAUUUGUAUGGAUAUUGUUUCAUAUUUUUUAGGGAAUUUUCGAUUAGGAAGUAUUUAUUUAGAACAUUUUUCGAUAGUUUUUAUGGCAUAUCAGUCUUAUACAGUUACAAGUAAAUUGAGAGUGCAACAAUUAUGGGUUUAUUGAUUUUUAGACGAAUAUAUAUUUUGUGUAUAUAGUGAAUAUUAUUACAGAAACUCUGCAACUCUGCGUCUACUUCAAAAGUUUAAACUAAAACUAACUUCGAAAAGCAGCCCGCGGUAAAGAAGAGUACUACCGUAAAACGCCACUUGCAUACAUAAUGAUAAUAUCGUAAUAAUAUUAUACAUUAUUGUCGUCGGUUCCCGGUUGAACUGUUAGUGAAAUAUGUAUAUUACAUAUUCACAUAUCCAAAUGUGUUUCAGAGGGUAAAACUUGUAAAACAAAGUACCCUAGUAGAAAUACUAGAAAUUAGUUAGAAAAAAAAAAAAAAAAACAAAAAUAUGCAUUCACUCUAAUAGUUUUCGUAUAUUGUCGAUGAGAAUCCGAACGAAGGAAAGCAAUUAUACAUCAAAUUACAAUUUUAUACACAAUUGAGUAUCGAAUAGUGUUUAAAUUUAUUGUAGGUUUAAAUGCAUGUUAUAGAGUAUCAAAUAAACUUUUUGAAAAUGUUCGCCUAUACCACUCUCGCUGAAAUAGACAGUCCCAAGGAAAAUCGCUGCACAGCUAUUACAGUUAUCAAUAAUAACUAUCAUAGUUUUGAAUUCUGAGUGUGUUAUAGCUGUUCGUUUUACACUAAGAUUAAAAUAAUUUAUAUCGGUACGCGGCCGAAAAAUUGAUGUUCAUAACAGAGCAUUGUUGACGUAUUUUUUCCCUUGUUGCCAAGGCAACCGAGAAAUGGUCAGUUUUCCCAUUUAUUAAGUAGACUACGAGGAAAAUCAAAAGAUGACCGCCUCGACGCAUCUACCAGAUCGAUAAUGUUACAAGAAAGAGUUCCAAUAAAGUUUUCGAUUGAAGCCAGAUUCCCGACAGAAUAGUUGUUUCCAGACGAAAAAAAAAAAAAAAAAAUUAAAAACCCAAAUCAAUGUAGUGGAACCAAUAUGGAUUCCUCGCUGCGUCCGGAGCCCGAGAAAAAAUUACGGAUAUUCAUUUCGAUCGGAAACAAUACGGUUGUUAUUGCGAAAACAAUGGCGCCGGUCCGCAACGCGCGUUAUUAUUACAGCCCUGCGAUAUUGCAUUACGCUCGUGUUUAUCACGCGACUGUCCCGGGCGUCCGACGGUACUGACGGUCGUCGCGAGUUACUAUUCAUGCCGUUGUUGUUGUUGUUGUUGUUGUUGUGCAAAAAGCGUCGUGCCGUUGUCGACAGGGGAACAUUCGGUCGCAGCGUUCUGCCGGUGGCGCGCCGCACGUCCGCCGCGGCGGGGAUGGCCAAGCGGAGGGCGGCCGCAUCGUCGGCCCCUUGCGGACCCGUUCGCGGGCGGCGUCGCGACAAUAAUUGCAAUUAUCGCGCGCGCGCCGAACGAACAACAACGCGCCAUCGGGCGAUGAUACGGUCGCGGUCCGGCGUCGCCGUGCCCUAUCGCGGCGCACGGGAAUUCCCUCGAACGGACGCCGCGUCCGAGAGACCGCAUCCGUCUCGCGCGGGCGUUUCCGGCGCGGCGGACGGACCAGGUGCGACCGUCUCCGCCGCGUUAUGCUUGGCCCGGCUGUACCCACCCUCCCGCACUCGCCCACGCCCGCACCCGAGACGGUCGCGCCGAUGGUCAGGACCGUCGGGACGACGCGCGUGUGUCGAACCAUAAAACACCGCCGCGAUUGCGUUCCGAUCGACUUGAACAUCGCGAACACCGUGGUACACUGUAGUUUGGACCACGGCCAAAUGAAUAACGACUAUUGUCGUCCGCGUUUCAACACGUCUCGAGUUGUCGGACGUUUCUACGGGCGUGCAAAGUUUUGUUCGCAUACUUUGGAAAACGGUACGCUCGGAAUACGCCGCGGUUUCCCGUGAGAGAUCAGCCCCACAAAGGUCUACGGCCGGAGCGAGACUUCUGGCGGAAAAGUCAUUUGCAGACGGACAGAAAAAAAAAAACACCAAAAUAUAGAAAGAAUUCGGUGGAGGGGGACGCGCCUCCGGUUCUCUGCCCUGGCUACGGCACUGUAUCGUUGCAGACACCGAAUUUUCGUUGCCGCGUGUUCACUUGGCAUAAUGUACACUAAUAAUAUUUAUGUAGUUAAGUGACACGAAAGUACGCGGUUUUGGCUUACGUUCGCGGUUGAGUUGGUUUUAAAAAAUAUCGAAAAAUGCACCUAAUUAAUUAACCCGUCAAUUUGUUUGUGUGCUAAAUGAGGCCGGUACGGAUGUUUCGCAUUUGUAUAAUCCGUAUUGUUAUCUGUGAUCGUUUCCUAAAAGAUAAGAAUAAUAUGUAAAAAAAAAAAAAAAAAACCCAACUCUAUAAAGCUAAAACUAUUUUUAAUAUUAAAAAUAAAAACUCUUUAUGUCGAAUCCCGUGUUUCCAUUCACGACCCACGCGUAAAUUCCAAUAAAAUCGUAUUCCAUUUGGAUAUUAUUAAAAAUAUAGUUGCGAUUUUUACGGUCGGAUACACAUUUUCCGUAUUACAUGUUUCACGAUCCGUAUAAUAUCGAAUGUUUAUUUUUUCCGUACCUCUGUACGUUACGAACACGUACACUUUGAAGUUUCGGCCUGGACCUCGAGGGUAUUACGUUCUCAGCGCGGCGUUUUCGAAUUCCAUAAUACCUAAAGCGUUAAUCAACUAUAAUUUAACUAUAACCACUUCUAAAAUUUGUUUUCAAAGUAAAAUAUUAUGUUAACUUUUCGGGAUUCCUUAAUACCUUACCCCAAUAGUGUUGCUUCAAUUGUAUAGCGUACAUAGCCGUGGCAAAUUUUUCCCCGUCUGGCUGCCGGAAGCUUCUAUUACAACUAAACCAAACGAGAAAUGCACUAGAAAUCCAGACAUAAUAUUACACUCUUGACGCGUAAUACUCAAACGAAUAAUCCUAAAAAUAGUUUAUUUUACAAUAUAUGAAAAAAAAAAAAAAAAAAUGACUAGUAAUUUAUUACGAACGCAACAAACAUACGGAAUGACCGUACGCACAUAUGUAUGCAUUAUGGUAAAUAUAACUGGUGUAAUUCCAAGUCUGACGGGAAAAAAAAAAAAAAAAACGAAUGCUAUUCGAAAGGAAAAAUUCUCACGAAGAUUAGUCGGGGUGAAGAAGGCGGCUACGGAAUAAGUUCAAGCGGACGACUCGUUACUCGUAACGAUAUCAAUACGGGCGAUCACGCUUCAGAGCCAUUGAGUUGUGCCGGACGCGCGUGCGGAGAGGAGCCGGAGGCGAACCGACGUGCGCGGUCGUGAAACGGAGAUGGCCUAAUAACCAGAGUCGACCGAACGCCCGGACGGCGCGGGAUGGAAGAGCGUCGGCCGCGGGAUUUCGGGAGCCGGCAGCGGGCCCGAGAACAAGAGCGAAAGCAAAACGCAAAACGAAAACACCGGCCUUUACUCGUCGGUCGCGGCGGCUUUUCACCCGGGCGCGGCCGCGAGACCGUCGACGGAACGCCGUCCGCGCACGCCGACGAAAACCGGCGACCGUCCCGUUGCGUAUUACGCGCAAUAACGCGCGUUACGCAUACCGCGAAUCCCCGCGCGCGGUAUUAUUACCCCCCCCCCCGUAUCGUUCCGGUAACGUCUUUUCGCCGCGCCAACGUCUUCUCCGGUCUUCUCUUGUCUACGCGUACGGUACACGCGCGCCCGUCAAUGACAUGACGUCCGCGGACGUGCCGUGCGCGCGCGCGCUUACGUAUUGACAGUCGAACGUCCGUCGCGCGUAAUCGAUUCAUUCCGACCGAGCCGGCGACGACGGUACGACGGAUUAACACGCGCACCGUAUAUUUUGUUUGCGCGUUCACGCGGCGGUUUUUUUUUUUUAUUGCGCCGUCGGGGAACGGCUGCGCGGUCCGCGGCCGUUUCUGCGCGAGAUCGAAAAACCGUUAAACGAAAAUUCGACACGCGCGCACACGCGUAAUACAUUAUUGUCAACGGUGGCGGUCGGUUCCUGCGUCGUACGCCCCGGUAAUGCUCGCGCGUGACGACCGUUCCGCGGCGCGCGGCCGGGCUGACGGUUUUUCGCGGGUCGGAUUUUAUCAAAAAAAUUUUUUUUUUUCUCCCGGGCAACACGUCGGUUUUGAAGAAACCGGCCUGCCGCGUCCGGUGUAGCGUACCAAAAACGAAUUUCGCGUCGUAAUAUAAUACGGUCAUGUGCGUGAACGGUCGGGUCCGGGACGUCACGGAUUAACGGUUUCUCGCGAGAACAACGAUAGAACACCGCGGGUUAUAGUUCUGAGUUUUGACUUGACCGGGCGGUGUCCCGCGAAGACGUACUCGCCGUAAUAUCUCCGGAGACGAUAAACAUACUCGAAUUGUGUUUUGUUUUUCUGUAUUACUCAUGAAUCAUACGAAAUCGAUUCAAAUAUAAUUAUUCGAAGUCCUUAUCCCUGUGAGUAAUAUGUAAGUUAUACGCGUAUAAAAAAAAAAAAAAACAGAAUUUGAUUGUUUUUACUAUCUCGGGAGAUAUCGCAAUGUCUUCGUGGGGCGGCCUGUAGAAGUCGGGUACCGGCGCGUUAUCGAUUGUGUGUCAACUCCCGUGAUAUUUAUCCCGGAGGAAGGAGAUGGGGGUGAAAUUUCUCUAGUGGAUUUUCAUUUAUUAUUCUCAUAUUAUUUAUUUCGGAUAAAGGCUCAGAUAAAUCAAUUGCCGUUUUUCCGGGAUCGAAUAAAAUUUAAUAAUAUUUACCUGCCUGGAUAAAACACAACACCGUUCGCUCAGAAGCUCAGUGCGUAUAUAAGUUCGCAAUACAAUGUCAGCAACAAUUUUUACGCGACGAAAAUGUUUACUUUUAACUCCGACCCGUUGCGAUCGUUUAUUAUUUAACGAUUUUAUACCUAUCCCUCCCCCGAGAAAUGUCUCUCGCCGAAAAUCGAUCUUCGUUUUUUUUUUUUUUUUAUAAUCGUCAUAUUACAUCGUUACUCUCGUGUUAUAUUUUAAUUUAUUCGAGGCGUUCUGCAACAACAGCGUCAUAUUUAUUCCCCUUCAUGAGUUAUUUUUCUCAACAACGAAAUACGAGUAGCAAACAAUAUCGUUAUAAUUUGCGAAAUGUAACGACUCACGGGAAAGGCAGCAGCGGGUAAAUAUAUAAUUGAAUAAAAAAAAAAAAAAGAAAAGAAAAAAACCAUCCGAACAACACAAUUACGAAAAACGUUUCUCUCUUUUUUUGUAAUACUAUUCGAAAUUAUAUUUUUUAAUUGAUUAAGUAACAAAACCGGCCAUCGCGUUCAGGCGACGGUGACGGGAUCAACAUUGCGAAUUUUCGUGAAAUAAUUAUUAUUGUGAAUUAUAACUGAGACGCGAAUUAUUGUUUCGUGUCAAUUAACAGAUUUUUAAUUAGUUUUAAUAAACUAUCGUUAUACGCGAUUUUAAUUUUAACACGUCGCGUCAACAAUAAUAUUCUACAUUAUAAUUAGGAUCUAACGUAUUUACGCGUAUUUUCAGCUACCGCUCAAAACUCAAUAUAGAACGAUAGUGAGUGAAAUGGUACAAACUGUGUCCCUGAAAUUUAGGUUAUUUUUUUGUUUUUUUACGAAUCCUAUACUUAUAGCGUGUGAAUUCCAUUUUAUUCGACGCGUAUAAAUCAUAUCAACGCGGAAAUAAAUAAAUCAUAUUUUGCACUAUACGAGUACGAAUGUGUCUGGAACAGCGGCCCGAUUUGUCCGCUUUAGGAUUUCUGCGUGUCGAAAAAAAAAAAAAAAAAUGUUUGAAACUGCCGAUAGGUGUGCCACGGUUUUAGGAGGAACUCCGGAAGGGGUGAUGUAUACGGGUCAUUUAUUUUGAUCUAUACGCAACGAUAAAACAUUGCCAAUGAAAAACGAUUCUGAACAGAAUAAUAUAGUAGUCGUAUUUUUCUUCUUGUCGCCUAAUGUAACUCAGGAUCGACAAAAUUUUUACAAAAAUUUCCAGUUCUACCUAUUCAUUAAGAUAAAUGUAAGAAAUAAAAAAUGACUCCCUCAACGCACCAAUCAAAUCAAAAAUUCUACUGGACAGUUUCUAUACAAUUUUGAAUAGGAGCAAAAUUGCCGAUAGAAAACUCCAAAAGUUGUUUACAGAUACAAAAGAAAAAAAAAUAUAUAUGAGAAAUAUAUUUUAGUAAAACCAAAACAUUUCUCGCUUCGGUUAGAAUUUACAACGUAUGGAAAUAAAUACUAUAUUAACACUUUUAAAUAAUUUUCUUAAAAUAACUUGUUUUUGUUCCCUCAGAAUAUUGUCCUCUUUUAAUUUUAUAAUAAGCGCUUUUACAUUUUAAUACGAGAUUUAAACGAGUUAUAUUUAGGCUGCGUAAACAUGUUUUCUCUAUGUUACCCAUUCGGUGUGACGUUCUGUUAAGGGGUGAGCACACUGCAGUAUUUGUUCAGUCGAGUUUAGUUGCAUUUCGAAUGACCUGUCCGUCAGUCGAGAUUUUGACAUUGGCUGCAUAAAUUAAAUCGUCUAAAUAUACUUGUUUGGCAAGUUGUUGUUAAGUUUGUUGUUAAGGCACGACGGUGGCCGAACUGACGCGGACGGAAAGUCAGGAAACUGAAAACUGAACGGACGCGGUGAUCGCUCGUGGUUUAAUAUAUUUUCAUUGCUAAACGACCGGAUUCAGUGUGCUCGCUUUUUUAUAUGGUCGUAAACAAUUUCGUUUAGUUUUGUAUACCGAUUCGAGACGCGAUUUAUUAUUAUUUUUUUUUUUUUUUUUUUUUUUAUUUAUAUAUAUAUACUAAAUAAUAAUGCACUUUCUAUAUUAAAACUCUGUUAGCAAUGGAAAUAUUACAUUAUAUUGUUGCGCCUAAAUUGAUUUCGUGCGAUGCGAGAAACUUGAUGUUUUUAAAAAAUAUAUGUGUAAUAAAUAACAAUAACAAUAUGCGUACCUACUCGUGGCCGUAAUAAAAAAAUAAAAAAAAAAAACAACGAUAAAUCAUCAAAAGAUCUAACGGAUUUACGGUGGGCACCUGAAAGCGGAUAUUUUAUACCCCGUUCGAGCACCGGCGCCGUUUAUCGAGACGACAACAUCCGAUUCCGAAAAAACGAACGGCAAUCGAUUUCUAAACACACGAGUUCAGAACAUCGUAUACGCGUCUCCGCCGUGUCCGUCCGUCCGUGCAUAGUUCCCGCUGUCGGUUCGGUCGACAAGGCGAUACGUAUGCAUUAUAAUAUUGCCUAUUACUCCGAACACAACGAUAUUGUUGUUAACGUUGUUGCAUUUAUCCCCAAUACAAUAAAUCCAAGUGUUCGGACGGCAUGUGUUUGUCGCCUCUUCGCGUCAAUGACUACCGAACGGAUCAACCCGAAACUAUUGUUAUUAUUAUUAUUUUGAACAGCAGACUGUAUAUUCCUUAUGUUCCAUGCGUCGUCGUUGUGCAUCCGAACAUUACGCGUGGAAACCCGAGUGCCUAACGUUCGAAUUAACGACGACAAAAAUUAAUAACUACGAAAAUAGUAUUGCGAAUUUUUUUCGUUUAAAUUUUAAAUUGCCAAUAACAAUUGCAACAGUGCCACGAAUCUCUUUGUCAAUAAAACCGACGGCUGUAGAACUUUGUACCGUGGAAAACCGGGAAUUUACGGUGUUCGAUGAAAAAUCCGCCGACGAACCGCGCAGUGCGUCAAUCGGAUCGAAAAUGAUACUAGAAAGUAAAAUUUUUGAUUGGAACAACAUUUGCGGGGAAAAAAGUCGUUUAAAAAAAAAAAAAAAUAAUCGACUUCAGAGUUUUUCGAUGAUUAGCCAAUGAUAUGCAUAUCUACACUUAUAUAUUUAUACUUGAAAUACGAUUUGGGCGAAUUUUCACGGAAAUAUAGACCUCUUAUUUACACGCGUACGCCGGUAAACAUUUUCGACACUGUGCAUUUUUUUUUCUUCUCGCUCAUUAUUGACGUCCGUAAUAAUAUUAUAAUAGUGUUAAAAUGUAAAAUUAAUAAUUACGAAUUUCAUGCAGUUUAGGUAUACACUAUAAACCGCGCAUGAAAAAAAAAUACGAUUCUGUUAUAUAUAUAGAUAUUUAAUAUUUAAAGAGUGAUGUGAUGAAAAAACUAUUCCACGGCCGACUCUCUCGCUGUAUUAUAUAUAAAUAUAUAUAAUUAUAUCUAUGUUUAUAAUAAACUGUGUACGCGUUCUUCCGACAUCGUUUUCGACGCAUGCGCUGCGCACGCCGUGCGUCUUUUCCGCAAAAGUUAUUCUGAACAUUCGAAAAACCGUGUAGACAAAAAGCGAACAAAAAAAAAAAAAAAAAAGAGAAAAGUCGAUUCGGAUGUGUUCGCGCGCGUGUACGCGUGCGAUGGAAAACUUUAACGCGUAACGUGUAAUAUAAAAUAAAACGAGACGAUUCCGCAAGGGAAUAACCGCGGGAAACGAGAGGCUGUUGUGUGCAUAGCGUCAAAAAUGGUAAAAAAAAAAAUCUCGAACGAAAUUUCGCCGUAUCGAAAAAAAAACAAAAAACACAUCACGCCUGCGAUUACGCGGGACCCGCUGCGGGGCAACGAUUAUCGCCGAUGCAGUACUGACGCGCAACAACAAUGACGCGAUAACAGUGUCGAAAAAACGACGACGUCGGCGUCCGCGAUACGUUUCACACGGAGCGCGGACCGCCGCAUCUCGGUUCACGCGUAAAAUAACGAUUCGACAAAAACCGAUGUGCAUCAUAACGCUGUGCGCGCCGGCCCGACACCGUAUUUCCGCGGAAAAUCGACGAACAAAUACGGGCAUGCCGCGCGGCGCACAGAACGGUUUUGUUUUCUCUCUCUCUCUCUCUCACGCGCGCGCACUCUCCGCGGCGGGGUUCGCGUUAACGAAAUAUCAGCCGGUGCGAAAAACGAACGCGCGGCGGGCGACAAUCGCGGACCCGCGUUCCGCGCGGCUCGUACGACGGCACGCGCGUCGGACGCCCAAACGAGACGCGAUCGUUUCGACGAUCGGCAAAACGGGCGGUCCCGUCGGUCACCGGUCCCCGUCGAAAACGCCCGUUUCCGUUUUCCGCCGGUCACGUUCUGACGUACCGCGACCCCCUUAUCGAAAUUCAUUUUUCUGUCGCGCAUAAACGCCAUUGCCAUUCGCGUUUUUCGCGCGCGAUUUUCUGUCCGCGACGUGGCCGUAGCUCGUCCUAACGACGCGCUCGACGCCCGUCAAACGCGGAUCGCGAAUAAUACGAAAACGGUUCCGGCGAAUCGAACACGUUUCUGAUACAUGCUGGGCGUAUUACAGACGCGUUAAAACCGCAAUAUAACGUCAUGCGUCGGUGUGCGAGUAGGGUUGCUACCCCUCCGGGUCUCGCGCGGAUACUCCGGUUUUACAUAUAAAUCUACGGGCUACGGGUUCAGCGAACUGUCCUCCGGGUCAUCGCAAAACCAGUAAUACAUUUUAUAUUGAUUAUCAAUAAGCAACGAGAACAACGAUUUUCAUGCGCCACGGGAUAAGGAUAAACUGCGAUUUGUUGACUUGUUAUACGAUAGUUGACAGUUGCUAUCGACUAUCAUGCGAUACGCAUGAUAGCGUGGUAUCGGCUUUUACGAUACUCAACUGUAUUACCCUGUUCACACGAUGAUUUGACCUGAAUUCUCGGGACGAAUCAAUUCCGUUUUUUUUUUUUUUUUUUUUUAUAGUAAUCGGCAUUGCUUCUAUCGCAGUGAUAGAAUUGCUGUGUAGUAUAGUGUAAUGUCACAGUUGAUAUGUAUGUUUUUUUUUUUUUUAUUGAUUUAAAAGUGUUCACAAAAAAGGAAAAAAAAAUUUUUUCAACAUCUAUUAAAAACACUUUGCAACCCUGAAUGAUACAGUAGGGAACCUACGGGAAAACAGCUAUAGUGGAAUAAAUGACAAAAUGUUCGUAAUCCUUGUAUUUCGACAGUGUGAAACAAUAUGAUAACCGUUUUAUUGUUAUCUGUAGGAGUUUUAACUGCUGUUUUAUUAUUAUUAAAGUCACAUUUUUUGGACAUGAUCAGCUGAAUUGACUCUAAUCCGUCACCAAUCGCAGCAGCGAAAAUGCAGCGAAAUUCUCUAGUGUGUCAUUUUGUAUACUUCUAUACCUACUCCAAUAAUCAAAACCCGGGUAGGAAAUAUCGCCAUUUGUUUUAAGUAUAUUGUAUUUGGGGCGGUCGAAAAAAAAAAAAGUUCGUAGUAGAAAACAUAGAAAAACAAUAUAUUUGUCAAAAAAUUAAAAAUAUAGUAGAAAAUAGGUACCUAUUAUAUUUUAUUACUCAAGUAAUCAUUUCUGAUGUCGGUUAUUUUUUCCUUAGACUUAUUUUCGUUUGACGUUUUUUUUUUCUCGCGGUCUAUUUUACUUGUUUUUUUUUCCUGGAUUCCUAUUUUAGACACCGACUCAGUUGUAGCCAGAAAAAAAAGUCUCGAUUCAAUCCUGCAACUAUAAUGCUAGUACAUAAUAAUACUAUAGUGUCCUAUAUGGUUUUCUAAAUAAUUGGUGGACACACUAUACUACACACUGGCGGUUGCUAAAUUUAAACGUUCCAUCGUCGGUGCCGCCAACGCGACGGCCGGUUUCCCGCGUCAUCGUUAUUAUUACUAUUAUAUUAUAUUAUAUACAUAUAUUUUGUUUUUUAGUACGACCCGACCACCACCAGCGGCACGUCGUAGUUUUCGGCCGCUAAUAAUAAUGUUAUAUCAUAAAAAAAGUGUUUUUUUUUUUUUUUUUUUAAAUACGAAUAACGUAUAUAUUAUAUAUCUGGUUCUCUGGCCGCAGCUCAUCACAGUCAACCACAGCACUAUACCCGUGUUGGGAAAGAUAACCAACAUUUUUUACCCAGACAUAGAUAAUUUACUAAAAAUUAAUACAAUUAAUACGAAUAUUAUUAUAAGAACUAAGAAGGUAGGCGAUUCAAAUUCAAAAUGUAUUGUUAAAGACCUCCCCGUAUUAUAAAGGUCUAUCUAAUUUCUUUUUGUUGAAUAUGAAAAAAUCAGUUUUUAUAGUAUCCUACAAAACAUAAUGUUUUAAUAUAUAGUAUGAUAUAUUUGUGAAUUACCGAGGUUAUAGCGUAUUCAAAAGUAUUUAUUUUCGAGGAGAUGUCAUAAUUAUGUCAUCUCUUUCGUCUUGGUAAAAUACUAAGUAUCUAUUAUUAUCUAUGUAUUAACUAAAAAUAGUUAAGAAGAUAAAAAUAAGAUAUUUUGGUCUCAUCAAAAUAAAAGAUAGUAUUUAUACCAUUACCUAGAUUAUUUUUUAGACGAUUGUAUCUAUGUAAUACUUACCCCACACUGCUCGUAUUGUCUAUAUUAUGAUAUUUUAUUUAUAAUAUGCACACACAUAAAAUCUUCUCUUCUUGUAGUUUCUGUUCGUUUUGAUGUUUGAAACCACAAUAAAUGUUUUUCUUUGUCGAACGAUGCACGAAAUAAUUAUCUUAAUGUUGCGCCAAACCAAUCGUGAAAGUUUUUCAACCGUUAUGUCCUUCUUCCAACACAUCUUUUCCAUUCUAUUUCCCCUUGAAGUAUAAGUCGCAAUAAUCCAUGUUUCUGGUUAUUUCUCUUUAUAUUAUGCGAUUUCUUAUAUUCUAGUUUCUAAGAUUUUAUAGUUAUCAGUAUCUAAUUCUUUUUACUUUUGCACUAUUCCCAUACACAUACACACACACGUACACUCAUACAUGUAUACUAAUAAUAUUACAGUACCGAUGACACAGCCGGGUGGUCCUUUUUACUUAAGUCCCUUAAUUAAUCCGUGAAAACACCGGUGGUGUCUAAGAUGACUUUAUCACUCACUUUGUUCACGAGACUGUUGAUGAUAUGUAAAGACUGGAUGUGGGGUUUUUGUCAGUGGUGUCACCGCUGAUGCUAUUACAGAUGCAUUUUAAAAACAUAAGUAUAAUCUUCUUUGCCACCACGUAAUUCACACUGUGGAGCCACCGCCAACCAUCGCGAGGUAUUUUUAUAUUUUACCGACAAAAGUUUUUUUCAUUAUAUAUCUGGUAAUAUAUUAUACAAUUUAUUUAUAUUAAUAAUCGUGCGGUACGCCGCACUGAAAAUAAUUGGAUUUCGAAAAAAAAAAAAAAUACGACGAUGUUCCUUGUACAUACAAUACAGGUACAAUAUAAUAUCGAUUACCGUCGUCGUCGCUUCAAGAAUAUAAUAUCUUAAAAAAGUAAAUGUAUAUUAAGGUAAUUCGCUGUUUAUUCGCGUGUAUAUAUAAAUAUAUACAUAUAGUAUUCCCGGAGGUAAGUUUGAAGAAAAAAAAAAGAAAAUAUAAAAGGACUGCGGAGUUUUAUAUACCUAUAUAUUAUUGUAUACUCAAGUCGAUCGAUUUUGAAUUUCGCACGGGAUCAACCGAGUUACGAAAAAAAAAAAAAUAUACAUACCUAUAUAAAAAAUCAAUUUUUCACCGAAAGUCUCUGUGUAUUUCUAAAGCAGACUAAAUUCGUCGUACAUACAAUCUGACGUGUGCGCAUCGUAAAAACUUUUCUAUACUUACCUAUUAUACUUGGAGAUAGUAUACGUAAGCGCAAAUAAUCACAAUAUUGUUUAGGAAGGGGGAGUGACUCAAAUCCCUUCCCCGUCCUCUUAAAAAAAAACACUCAUAUUUGGGACACAUUUCACAAGAACUUGAUUUGAAAUGGAGAUUUGGAUUUAUUUCGGGGAGGAGGGGCUACAUACACCAAGCCCCCCAGCUAUUUUUGCCAAUGAGCAGGUAAUAUUAGUAUUAUAUUUAUCUAUACUCACACACCGGUAUCGAUACCAAAAUGUCCAUUAGUUUUAAUAGGAUUUCAGAGGAAAAUAAACACCCACGAUUCGCAUCCAGAGUCGCGUAGCGAAAUUAGUUUUCGAUUUUUCUGAAUGAGGGCGUACCCUCUUAUAAACCCGUAAUAUUAAAUAACGUCGACGGCGAUAGUGAGCAUCGGCACUAUACUUUAAUGUACGGGACCCGGGGGGGGGGUCACAGAACACGACUCUGACUAUAUAUACCGGGUGAUCAACAUUACCAACAUUAUUAACAGAAACUCAUUAUCUCGGAACUUUUUUAAACUCAAAAGUGGAAUAUCUCGUCAAUGGGUCGAAGAAAAUCGAAAAUGACUACACCAAAAUGUACCUAUUUAAACUAUUUAUAUUCACGACGUCUUUAAUACGUUGCUAUUUGAAAAUCGAAAUUGACCGGCGGUAAUAAUAAUUUUUGUUUGACCUCCAAACAUUAUGUGUGACAAAAUCCACGGAAAUGUAACUUUGUGGAGCUGAUUAUUGUUUCUGAAUUUUUCAAAAAACAAUUGAUACUUUCCGAGAUAAAGCGUCUUACGUUAUGUAGUUGAUCACUCUGUAUAUUAUACGUAUAUACGAGUGUUGCAUACGCAUACAUCCGGUAUAAAAACGUAGUCGUCGGUUUCGAUUUUCUCGUCGCACGGAAAAGAACCCCGGCAUAAUCUCGACGCUUUAUUAUAUUACUGCCGUCUAUUUAAACCGCCCACGGACGACAACGCUGCGUUGUAAAUUUACCCUUAAAACGCGGUAUCGAAUUUCGUGUAGGUGCCUGGUAAUAAUACCACGUCGAGCGCUCGUGUCCGGUUGCGUCUGUUUUUAUAAAAUAAAACGCACCCGCCGGAAGCCCGUUCCCGUGUCCAUGCUGCCGCUGACCGGAAGGAACUAAAUUUCGUAAUGAUAAUGAUUGCAGCUCUCUGUGCAUAUAAGCUGCCGGAUUUACAGUCUGUCGCGGACCUCGCCCAUAAUUUUGCCCCCGGCCGCGGAAUAGAUAGGGCGCAUGUAUUCUAUGCCCCGAAAUCUGUUUUGCUAACAAUCGGUACGAAUCAAUAUAUUUAAAACGAAUAUACAUUUUUUAUAAAAUAAAGUUAUAACUCUCUGACAAUAUCGUUGAAGGUUUAGGUAUUUAGGUACAUCUAUUACUGCUUUGUAAAUAAAUAAUAAAUAACUUGUAUGGAACGAUAUUGAAUAUAUCAUUGAUUAUUUUCAAUCGCUUAAAAUAUUAACGCUUUCUAUUGAUGUAAUUUAAAAAAAAAAUAAAACUCCAAUUGACAUUUUCGAGUGUUUUCUAUUUUCACGGAUGAGAAUAUUACAAUUUAUUACUAUCAACAUUUUAAAUUAAAAUUCGUUAAGCCUUUCAGCGAUCAUGUUGCCAUAUGGUAUCAUAGUAUCACUUCCUAUUUACUCGACAUACAGUUUCUAGUAUGUUUACUAUCAUCUUAUUAUACCGUAAAGCAUAUGUUAUUUCUAAUCAAAUAAAUACAUUUUGGUGCCAAAACCGUUAUUUACCAUGUUAUUAUUAUCUAUAUCCACAAUACGUCAAUAAAGCGUUUAACUACAGAAUUAACGUACUAUUUAAUUUAAUUUAGGUAGGUAAGUAAUAAUAUAAUAUAAAUUCUAUGAACUCGUAAAUUAUUUAUGAUACAAAACAUAUUUAUUUAUAUAAACACAUUUUUAACUGUACAAAUACAAUAUUUUAAUUAUUUUACAUAAUACAGUGUACCAAAACAACUCAUGACUCCCUCCACACAUCAUUGGAAAUAUGAAGAAUAAGUAAAGUUACGGACGAAUAGUUAUUUUUUAAACUUAUUUAUUCAAUGUGUCAAUCAUAUACUCAUAGAAUAAAAUACAUAUUAUAUCAUACUGUUGACAAUAUUUAAUUACCAAUGGGACCGAAUUGUUUAAGUGGUACAUGGGAAAAUCCAAAUUACCAUUGUGAUACAAGGUAUCUAGGCAACAAGAGAAAAGAUGCGACUAUUAAUACUCUGUUAGUUUUUUGUUAACAAUGAUUUAUAAUUGCAUAUAGAUUUAAUUAAUUGAAUAUACGAGUAUAUUUUUAUACUUUUCCUCCCGAUUCCCCUAUUAAAACAAUGGGAGUAUCGGUUUAUUUUUAGAUUUUGAGUGGAGCGAAGAAGCUUAUGGUUUUACAGAGAUGUUUACUUUUUUUUAUAACUUUUCUCCCAGAAGACUUGCUGGGAUUUUUACGUGUAGCAUCUUUUCUGAAAGGAAAUUAGUGUAGGGAGGUAUUAAAUGUCAUUUUUAGAUUUUCUCCAGAAUUUUCUCAUCAAAUGUGAAAAACCGAAAAAAAAUGGGAAAAUAUAUGAAAUGUAGGUAGUAGCUAAAUUAUAUUACGGCCUUCUUUUUUUCUGUGAAUAACUUUUCUACCAGCAAUUUUACUUCAACUUUGAAUGGUUCAGAAAAAUUACUACACGUAAAAAUUGGAGCAAGUUUACUAGGAAAAAACCUUUCCACAGAUUAGAAAAAAAAAUAAAUAAACAUCUUAGUAAAAGUAAUAGUUCUCAAGCUAUGUUCGAGAUCUAAAAAUCAUAACGAUAACAAGUCGACUGCUCACGGGUAUUAUUUUUACUCUCUCGUUGACUUGAUCGGUGUAAAUACUAUAAACGAUAAUUAUUGUACUCUAUAUUAGCCUACAUCAUAUGCACGAUUAUAAAACUACCGAUUGGAUAUUUCGCAGACCUAUAGAAUCAUAAUAUCGUAGAUCCCUGGACCGCAUAUUUUUAUUCGACCUCACACCGGCUACCACAUUGUAUACCGGGAGAUUAAAAACGUGUGGGUUAUCGGUGACAUUUUUUUUUUUUUUACACGGCGAUUUGUCGACAACGACGUGCUAUCGGUAAGAAUGUGAAAUCGUGACGCGUCCGGCGCGGCACCGGCUACCACAUUGUAUACCGGGAGAUUAAAAACGUGUGGGUUAUCGGUGACUUUUUUUUUUUUUUUUUACGCGCGUUGUACAAACACAAAAAUAAUAAUACUAUACACUCGGCCCCCGGUCUCGUCCGCGAGUGGUUUUAGUAUAUAAUUACUCUGGAAGAAGUCUGCUGCUGGACCAUCGUUAAGGGUUUUGUUUUGUUUCGGUUUUUAUAAACCAAUUUCGAAAUUGAGAGUCGAACCGUCGUGACGGUUGUAUUAUACCCGCAUAACAACAUUAUUACAUUGUAUAGAUAGGAACGAACGACCGUAACGCGGCGGUGCCGAUGUCCGUCCGUCCGCCGGUGUGAUGUUAUUUGCAUUUUUUAACGUUCCCGAACAACAUCUGUCGUAACUGCCGCGUCAGACACCGCGUCGAAUUUAGCGGUGCGCUCACAGAAACACCGUCCGCCCACGAAACCAUCAUAAUAUCGUUACGCCAUCGAAAUAACAAUAAUAUUAUUAUUGUGCGCACCACUUUAUACGCCUAUCUACUUACGAUCCGAGUACAUAGGUACACCGUUAUAAUAUUAUAAAGGCAUACGUGUUAUCAAUAUAAUGUAUUGUACGCUGCAGGGUCAUCCGAAUUUCAAGUUACGUUAUAUUUUCGCCAUCGUGCAAUACCCAUCUAUUUAGAAAAAAAAAAUUGCAUUUUUUGCAACCGUAAUAUUAUAUUCUAAAAUGACGAAUUGCCCUUUUCCGCCUUAUGUUUCGGAUACGAAAACACCACUGUAUAAUUCGACAUUCAAACGGCAACCUAUUGUAUUGACAAUUUCAUAAGCGCGUGAAGUUUCAGUUUAAAACACGACAUACCUAUAUUAUAAUAUAGUAAUUUAAUAUACACUUUACAUUUUUUGAAAAAUCGAGACAAAAGUGCAUAUCGUUUUGAAAACCUGGCGGUUUAACGUCAUGUGUUUUUCUUGUUUUCCUCAUUUUGAAAUCCCCGUUUCAAUUCGUCCGACUGAAACAUUUCGCGUUACCAUUCGAGUGGUGAAACUCACUGUUUACUAGUAAAACGUGUGUGUGUGUGUGCUUUUCGGACGGUUGCGUGUAAACAAACGGAUGGUAGGCACGUUUAUAUUAUUAUAAAACGUGGUCAGCAUGCUUAUUGUAAUAUUGUCUACCGGCGGAAAUUCGAGUCGUAGUACCUAGAUUGCCGCGGUCGGUAUGUUCGCCAAUUUCGCGUUAUUACGACUAUAAUACGAAUUAUUACGCGUAGGUAUAAUAUUAUUAUGAUGAGUGAAGGAUACCGAAAAUAGAGAUAUUAUGUAUUUCUCAUGCGCGAGUACGUUCAUAAAAAAAAAAAAAAAAAAAAAAAAGUUUCUCAAAUACAAUUGCAAUUUUAUCAAAGAAAUGUGUACGUAGUACGUUUUCUUCGGUUCGUUCAGUUUACUGUCAUUAUUUACCGUCGAUUUUGGCGGACUAUUCAGGCUUGCUGGUUCAAUAACAAUAGUUUUGAUUCAAAGAUAAAGUUAGAUCGACAGAGAUCAAUAAAAAUGUAUACUGAAUAUCGCUGGUUUUUUUUUUUUAUUAUUAUUAUUAAGAUAACUACACGAAAAAUCAAAAAAAUGUUUUCUCCUCAACAUCACGCUAUAACUAGAUCAAAAAAUACAAAAAUUAAGUUCCUAUAAAGUUGUUGGUAAGAUCAUGAUUUCCGGUAUAAAUGCUGUUUACAACCACAAAAAAAAAAAAAAAAAAAAAAAAAAAACGCAUCAUAGUUAAACCAAUACGAAAUUAUUGUAGUUAAUACCUAAUGUAUAGUGUGGCCUGGUACUCGAAUAUGGCGAAAUCGAAAAGUCGACACCCAGAUAUACUACACUAUUAAUGGAGUUUGUAUAGAACGAUUUCGAGAAAAAAUAUAGUGAUACAAUUUUUGGCUUUUCAUAGCCAACGAUAUUAUGUACUUAUCCAUAGUGUAGGUUAUAUAAUACACAUUCUACACGAAAACUCAUAUUUUUCCGCGGCCUUUUUUUCGCAUUUAAUUUUAUUUCUCAUAUCGCAACACCGCACAACACCAACGGAUUAUUUACUUUCGGUAUAUAAUAUAAAUCAUAUACACUGCACUUUAUAUCGGGUCCCGGACCCCCGACAGAUCUGAUAUUUUCCUGCGUCCGCAUUACAAUAUCAAAGGCCCUACUUAUUUAGCCGUGUGCAACGUGCGUGUGCGUGUACGUGUAAUAUAUUACAGUUUUAGGCUGAGAGGUAUUUUUUUUUUUUUGAUGUUCCAGUUGGUAUAUUAUUUAUUAUUGUAGAUCAUCAAAGGGUCAAACGAUUUCUUUGAAGGUGACGAUGAGCACACACCAGAGUACACACUUAUAGAGCGUUACACGUCGUCGUACGAUGGUCGAUACCUACGUGAUCAAACACCUCCGGAACGGAUUUUGUAGAAAAAAAAAGACAAAAUGAUUGCGUAAAAUAACAUUCGAAAUACACGUUUAUAAAUAAAUGAUAUUGCAUUUGACAGAAGAUUUCGCGUGAGUACGUACCUGGCCACUUUUAGGAUUAUAUACGUGCGCUGCAUCAGUUCUCUUUACAAUUUUUCAAUAUUUGUUUUUAAAGUAGAUUCUCAAACGGUGAGUUACAGUAUCACGGACUGAGACAUACAGAACUUGUCUGGUUGCUAGGGGAUAGAGGAAUAGUCUACAAACGUUUUCAUUUUGUAUGCAAGGGUGUUUUUAACUUUACCCAGUUGCGUUCAUGAGCACUACUACAUUUAUUUGAUAGCAUUUGAUAAUGUUGCCAGAGCCUUAACGCAAUAGGAAUUUUUAGCACCUCUGGUCUCACACAAAUAUCUGCUCCCAUAGCUUAAAUCUAUUAAUUUUCAUUCAAAUUGUACAUUUAUCUUUCUUUCUAGCUAAUUUCCUUGAAAACUUCCUAAUUAUUCGGCUUAUGCGCACCGUUAAUCACGACCCUUUUUUUACCCUUUAUUUCUAUAGCAUCCCCAAAACUUGUCGAUUUUUCUAACUGACUGUUAGGUUUUAGUUUUAGGUUAUGUGUUCACGAAUUCAAUUGUAAAUUACGUUCUUUUUCCUGUUAGAGUUUGUCUCAUAAUUAUAAUAAAUAAAUAAAUAGUUCUAUUAAUUAUACAUUUUGGAUUUCGCGUCCUUUUCUGAGAUGCUCUCUUGCUGUCCCUGUUGCCAAGCCCCAGCAACGGAGUAUUGUGAUUGAUAGCAAAUUUGAUUGUGAAAAGGGAAAUAAAUAGAUGAAUGAACUACACCAGUUGGAUUUUUGGAAACAUUACAAGUUCACUAAUGAGGUAUCCGAUGCCAAUCCUGUACAUCAGAGGUUCUCAAACUUGUGUAUCAUGGAUCUAUCAAGUAUCACUGACGACUAAAAACUGAACUGUUGCAAAAUUACAAUUUUUUUAUUUCCGAAAUGAUUAUUUAGUAAAAUACUAUAAUUUUUUAUGAAGUAUUUUUUGAAUUUCAAAAAAAAAAAAUGUACAGAAAAUACAAAAUAGUAUUUGAUUCGUUUAAAUCACAUAAGAACCUACAAACUACAAAUAAAUACAAUUUGUAUUUAUUUAAUAAAUUGGAGGAUUUGCUGUUGAUCGUUGCUGUAUUUCGUUAUCUCAGUGCGUGGUUGGUUAGUGAUCCGAUAGAUACAAUAAUAUUUUUUUUUAAAUUUCGUCGGACCGCGUCAGUCAUCCGAACGCAUCAAAUUAUUACGACCGGUGCGUAUAUACCGUACGCGCCAUUUAAUAUUUUUAUAUUUUCGGCGGAUUUAUUUCACCAUACCUAUAGUGAUAUACGAUUUUCAAUUAUUUUGUAUACGUUCUUAUCGUGUAUAUAUGUGUGUAUAUUUAUAUAUAAGAGACUUCAGUCUGCUCGGUCUACCAUAAGAUAAUGACAAUAAAUUACACGCGUUAUUGGCGUGUGCGUCGCUGGUAUCGUGUACUCGGCGGAACCCUCUAUAUAAAGAGACCCGACGGAGAAACUUCGACUAUUUUCUUAUUACGCGAGUAUUACAGCCGAUAAAUCACCCGAGCCUAUAAAUAUAAUUCUGUAAACUCCCCGGGCUGAUGAUAUUAUAUAGUAGGUCCGAUUUAUACUAUAAUAAUAAUAAUACGAUCGAACGCGAGUUUACGUACCGAGGAUACUGUAAUAUAAUAUUAUUAUAACAACACCGCGACAUUAAUAAUAAAUAAAAUACGCUGUCGCCCGACCCGCGCCGCCGCUGUGUAGUUGUUUACGGUAGGUUUCAUACGCGGCUACCGAGCCAGGGAUACACUCACUUUUCCCCAAAUGAUAAUAAAAAUAAUACGACCGAAAUAUCGAGAUCCAGGUACGCCAACUUCAAAGCAUAAAAAUCUCGUUCGAAUUUCAAACCUGACACUAUUCCGAAGAAAUUGACGUCCAACGAAGUGUAAACCUGAAACCUAAAACCUUUUAGCGGUGGAAAACCACGUCAAAUGUAAAUAAAGGUAGGGGCGGAAAGGAAUUGCUACGCCGGGCGAAUCACAUUCCGAAAUAGAAAAGCAUUGUUUAUCACGAUUUAGGGUCGUCAUUUUGUUGUUAUUAAUCUCGUACCGUUAUGAAUUAUAAUAGUUGGCGCUUUUGUUUUGUCGUAGUGUUUCUUGUCACCUGGGGAGAAGUGAUAUUUUUGUUGUUGUAACUCGUAUGUAUCACUUAAAAUACAAAUAAUCGUUGAAUGAUAUCUAAUAUGUAUUAAUGUUAAAUGAAAUAUAAGUGAGAAAACGAAACGAGUGCCGUUGAAUUAUUUUCCCGAAGAAAAAAUAAUGAAAUAGAAUUGUCACGUAGUUAACGGAAUGAAAGUAAUUAACACAUUGCGGUCCUUCCGUUAUAGAUUAGAUUAGCUAGUUCAAACGAUUAUAGUAAGCGUUUAAUUUGACUCGUUAUUAUUUAGAACACAUUUUUUUUUUUUAUUUGUUUUUAUGUCGGGGGCCCCAAAUUCUUAUUGGUGAAAAGUCUAGGUGGGUGAUUCCAGUGGGCAUAUGGUAUUGUUUCUGUUGGGUGGAGAAAUUCACUUUAAAGUUGACAAUACCAUUCUUUUUGUGAGACGGGAUCUGAAUACCUGUCGUAUAAGAGGUGACAAAUAGUUUGACUGAUUGUUCCGUAGGUUAAACACAGGGCGAAUAAAAUACUUUAUAAUUAAAAUUAGUGAAAGAGACAACCAGUAUUUUUAAUGAGUUCCGUUCGGAAUUGAUUUUUGUUUUGCAAUAAUUUAAUUACCUUAUGUCAUAUAUAUAACCUCCUCACUUCUCACCUUCCCCCCCCCCCCCCCGGUNNNCCUCGGUAUUGGAAAUACACCCGCCACUUGUUACUACCGUGAAGAAAUGCCUCAAGUGGUGGGUCACCAUCGUUUAUUCAGCAAACAAAAACAACAUUACAAUAAUAAUUUAAAAUACAAUUAUCUCAUCUGUUAUACAAUAAUAAUACAUUUUGCAAAGUAAAUUGUAAUCCUGUUCGGCUUUUUUUUAAUUUCGAUUUUUUUUUUGUUCCCCACAGCGCAAGUAGUAGCUGGACCCAACGUGGUUCGGAUAGUCCGCGUUGACGUGCCCACCAUAUUUCCGGUGUACGAUCCGAGCAAACCCGUAAAAGAUCAGCCGACGUUGAUAUUUGAAUGUGCGUACAAGCUAAAAGGCGGUGAGAACGACGGCGAGAACGGAGAGGUGCGCCCGACCAACGCGACGCCUGUGGGAACGACGACGCCGUCACCGGAACUGGCCUUGGACGAUGCCAUCGAUAAAGAGCAAAGGGAACGUGGCCUCGUUAUCAAGUGGUACUUCCGGCGGAACCCGAUACCCGAUGACCCGGACCCGAUGGCCAAGUUCAACGACAACGAGCAGGUGUACCAGUGGAUGCCCGGUGAACCUGGUGGCCCGCUGGGAGCCUUGCUCGGCCACGCAGUCGAUAUCACAGAUGAAACACCACGUAAAGACAAAACCUCCCUGCACCGUGUCAUUCGCGUCGAACGCCCGAGCUUUUAUCUCACCGGCGAGUACAGGUGUCAGGUGGAAGAUUGGACCGCUGAGCGCCGGUCUGCCUGGCAACCAAUAGUGAUCUACUGUAAGUACUACCAUUUUUCUUUUUCAUAUUAUGCUUUUUGAUCCAACAGUUUUUUUUUCUAACACUUCUCUAUUGUACAUACAAUUAUUAUAGGUGCGCGAUUUAUCACCCGUUUCGUUAUACAAAUAUACUUGGAUGUAUAAUUUAUGUAUUUAUAUCAUGUAUAUUGCACGUAUUAUACGUCUAGGUUUUAUCGAAUCGAAGACAAUUUCGAGUUUUAUCUUUGGAAGGCUAUUUGCAUUUUCCUGCACACACAAUGUUUAUGAGCAAAAAGGAAAACGAAAUAUUACGAUAUUAGGCUCUGAUUGAUCUUGGAUAAUUUUCCGGAGGAUUAACGCCCUUAUUGCGGCUGGGGUCUGGAGUUCGGUCUCUCUAUGCACGGUCCAUACAGUUGUUAGGUUUAUGAAAUCAAUCAUGAUAUUGUUCCGUCGAAAUUAUGUCUAGACGAUAGGUACUUGAAACACUUCGAUAUCUAAGAUAAAUCGUUUGCAAUAACAUUAUAUUUACGAGUAUUAUUGUAAAUUAAUGUAUUUUACCGUUUUUUUUUAUCUAAAAAAAUAUUAAAUUCCAUUCACUCGCAUAAUAUUCUGUUAUCGUCGGGUUAUCUUGGUUGUUCUCUGAACUUUUCACGUUCAAUUAUUCGUUUUUCAACUCAUAUCUUUGCAAACGGCACUGUUGGAUGAAACUUUUUGAAUAUUUUUACCGUCCCGAAAAGUAUAGUAUAGCAUAGUUUUCGCGAGAACAAGUUUUUUCAUUCCACUUGGUAUCUAAAAUUUUAACGUGUUCGUGAUAAUUCUUCAAAUGCAGUGAUCUUUGAAUUUUAUUUUUAACGAAACUUGUUUUAAAUGCACAAUACAUAACAUCGUUUCAAAUUGUAACUUACAAGUUUUGUAAUACUAAAAAGUAAAAAUACAACUUUCUUUUAAUGUUAUAAUAUUAUUUCUGUAUAAAUUAACUCUCAGUAAAACUUUCAGUAAAUUUACUUAACUCAUUAUUCUACAAAAUUACACUUCUAUAAAGAUAAAAACCAGAGUCAAAAACAGUUUUGAAAAAUAAAAAUAAAAAUAAAAAUAAAAAAAAGAUGAAGGUAUACUUCGCAAUAUAAGUGGGCUAUUGUUGUAGGUGGGAAGUUGGGAAACCAGGAUAAUAUUACAUAAUAUAUCUAUGGAGCAAUUAAUUAUUUAGUUUAUAUCUGUAUAUGUAACAAUAAAUCAAAUUACAAAUAAAAACCGAUUUUAGAGCAAAGUUCGGUAAAACAUUUUUUGGUAAAAUUUUAAAUGAAAAUUAUAUUUAUUUGAAACUAUAAAAUAAAUUACAAUUAUUCGUGUUUUAUCAUAAAUUAGAAUUUAAAACGCCGAUAAAAAUAAAUAAAACACUAAACAAUUUUAACAAGACAAAAAACGCCAAAGUAUACCUAUUUGUUUUGAAAUGUUCAAACCCGUUAUUGGGUAAACAAAUUCUCGGUUUUUCCCCAUUCUUGCAUAAACUACACUUAGUAAAAUCGAAAAAUGCUCGCCUUAACUCGCCGAUUAGAUAAAAUCCACUGGUAAAAAUCUCCUUUGAAAUCGAUGAUCGGAGCGAAAUUUCCUGUAAAAAAGUUUUUUAUAAACAGAAAGUAGGAACAAAAAAGCACGCACAUCGUUACAGUAAAUCCAAUGUAGCUAAACGUUAAACGCUCAGAAUUUAAAAAAUACGAUUAAUUUGUUUAUCGUGUUUAAAAUAAUGUUUAUAAUAAUAUCAAUACGUCGGUUUACAAAGUCCAUAACACGUCGUUAAAAGAAAAUAUAAAAAAAAUAAACCCCAUGUUAAUUAAUAAAGCGACAAAGCGUUUACAACCGUUUCGUGUGUGCGUGUUUUGAAUAUUAACGUUAUAAACACUUGUUUUAUAUUUUUUGAACACACAUAAUACUCAAUAUUUUAUUUGUUACCGUUGCACGUAGGUCGUUUAUAUUUUUGUUUGUAUAGUUUGUAUAUAUUUAAUUUUUUUUUUUUAUAAUAAUAUAAUAGAGAAAUGAUAAGAGAAAAUAAUAUUUACCUACUGAAAAAACGAAGUUAUGAAAAAACAACAAACAAACAAACAAGUACUACCUACGAUUAAAUUCAAUUUAAUUUAAUAAUACUGUUAUCAGCGACUACGGCGGAAACAAGUCGAUAUUUGUAAAAACGAUCGUAGAUAAUAACAUUUAUAUUAGAAUAUUUUCGUCGAACGUAUUCGAAAGCAUCAUAAAUUCGAAAAUCGACGAUCAUUUUGUAUAAUCGGUUUGAAUUCUGAGCAAAACGAGGAAAUUAUUGGUUUUACUAUUUUUUCGUUUGUUUUUUUGUGUGCACGUGUAAACAAUUUACGUAUCAGUAUCAUUUGCUCCGAUCGAAUACAUUAUAAGAACUUUCUUGUAGCAUUUUUGAUCUAGUUUGGUGCGUAGGUCACAUUUUUGAUUUUCUUGGUAUUUUUUUAUGAAUGGGAAAACCUGGCAAUUGAUUGUUGAUUUCAUGGAUUACCUUGACAACGAAAGGAGAAUUACGACUAAUAAUACUGUGAUCAGGACCGUUUAAUCGUUAGCAAUGGUUUGUCAUUGCCUACAGGUAUAAAUUAAAUUAUAAUACGUAAUUAUAUAUAUGUAUGUAUGCACACACUUCCAUCGAGUUUCUCUUCUAAAACAGGGACACAGCCACAUCGGCCUGUUGUUAGGAUUCUAUUAACAAUAAAGCCGAUUGACAUUUAUAUUAAGAGCUUAUUAUUUAAUCCUCGUUUUAGGUACUUAUGUACGCGGUACGUGCAUGUGGUACGUGGUAUACGGUAUGCGCUGCGCGAUUACACUGCGAAGUAUAAUGAGACGGGAUUAAUAUACGCGAAUAUUAUAUUAAACCCAGGUAUGUGCACAUUAUAGGGAAGCUAUCAAAAGCAAACUCCUCGCAAGGUUCCCAAUGCGUUUAAUCCAGUAUUGACUAAAUUAUAAUGAUACAUACUUACUUAAGGUGCUUACCUACUGUUCCGGUAACUUGCCUAAUACUGUAGUUACUACAUAGAAUUUUACCGGCGACCUGUGUGUACUGUACAGGUACAGCAUAAACAGUUCAUGGGUAAAACGUUUUUGUUUUUGUUUUUUUUUGUUUUGAACAGUUGAAUAAAGGCGAUUAUUAAUUGGGGAUGGGAUGCCUUCGAUACCUUUGACAUAAUAUCGAAAACGAGGUGAUUUCGGUAUUGUUUUCGAUAUUUAAUCAUGUUAAUUAAAAUGAAAGGCUGUAACGUGAUAACCAUGCCACACGUACAUCGUUAGAUUAGAUUAGAUUCAAUAAAUUAGUAUUUUUCUCAUUUUAUAAUAAUGUUUUUUUGCAUUUAAAUUGUACACAUAUUUUUUUUUUAUAAUACAAAUGAUUUAUAUGUAUUCUACUUGUAUUUCAUUUUUAUUUUUAAACAUAGGUAUCGAAAAUUGAGUGUCAGUAUCGGGUAUCGAGUUCUAAAUUUAUCGGUAUCGGUAUCGUCCAUCUCUAGCAAUUAUCAAUAAAUCGGGAAAUCGAAAAAAAAAACAUCCUCUUGCAAUAAUAUUUCCAGUAUAAUUCAAAUUAGUGUAAUGUAAUGAUGUAUUCAAUUUGAUGAUACACACUUAUAUUAGUGAACUUUGAUAGUUUAACAAUAUUAUUGAAAAAUAUUUUUUUUUUUUCUGUUUGUACGCAUACAACACAAACAUUUUUAGUAAACGUACAGGACUAAAAUAAAAAUUAUGAAUUAAAUAUUAAAUUAAAUAAAUUAAAAUAAAAACGAAAGGAAUCAUUUAAUUCUAUUUCCAUCCAAAAUAAUCUAUUAUUAUUAUUAUUUUUUUUUUUUUUCCUAUAGCUUAUUAGAGAAAUUAUUUCCUGUUAAAUUUUGAUGGGAAACUUUUUACCGAAGAUUUUUUUUCAUUAUCUAAUCAAAAUUAAUCCAAAAGCGUUUUUUUAUUAUACAUAUUUUCGGGGUCGAUUGUUUUAGACAUUUAAUGACGUUCACGUAGACAAGUCUACAAGAAACCAUUCAAGAUGGUUUAGCAUAAUAUCUCUCGACUUAUUAUCGUAUAUACCUGUUUAACAUUUUGGAUCACAAAAGCCGUUCUUAUUCCAUUUCACCCAUUCACCGCUCGUCGUCUCUUCCCGAGGAGUUCCAAGUUUCGCUUAUACAAUAUAAUAAUAUAAUUAACAAAACUUUACGAACAAUAUAAUAGUCGUUUUUAUUAAAACCUUUCAAAACUAUACUACCUUGUUUAUUAUGCUUUUACGGUAAAUUUGGCACAAAUAUCGUUAUCUAAUCGUAUUAUACAGCAGUGUACAUUAUUAUUUAAAUGAUUUCGGAUGAAAACUUUUUUGUCUUCCGAAUUUUCAUUCCGCCUCGCCGUCUGCGCCAGUCAAUUUUCAAGUUAGUUUGGUGUUUCUUUAUUGUAUCGUGUAAAUCAUUAUUAUUAUUUUUUUGUUUUGUUUUUAAUUUCGAAAAAAAAAAUAAACGGUCGAUUCGAUUUGCAUUUCUUUAAGUCGUAUAUUACAAUAAUUUGUAAUUUAUUACAUUCGGAACGAGAGGGAGCAUUAUUUUCACCAAGUUCGGAUGAUAAUGAUUACAGUUUUUGUUUGUGUGUGUGCGAAUUGUUUCUACGUUUUGUAAUAAAGUUUUUGAUUUUUUUUUUUUUUUUGUAAGUAAUGCACUAUAAUGUCGCGUUGUCGCAAUCGUUCUAUUUAAAACGUAUUUAUCUUUUUCGCAUAAAGUAAAUACCAAAAACACAUUAUACAUUAAGUAUUAACUACUAUGUUUUAGAUUCUGAACAAAGCGAGUAAUGUAUUGGUUUUACUAUGAUGUGUUUUUUUUUUUUAUUAUUAUUUGUAACAAACUUUUCUAACAGAAAUCUUGCUUCAAUCAAAAACUUUAUUUCAUAGAAACUUGUUUGUAUCAUUUUUAAUAUAGUUGGUAAAUUUUUGAUUUACUCGGAAAAUACUAGUUUUCCGGUUGGUAAAAAAUUCUCCAAACUGUUCGCAUAAUCGUAUUUUACAACAAAAUAUGCCGAUAAAUUGGUUUUAUUUCGUUGAUUUCUCAGUAACUUUGUCUAUAUGGGAAAAACACUACUAAUGAUCUAUAAGCCCUACCCGCAGUUGCCACGGCUUCGCCCAGAUUCGUUUUUCGUUUUAUCAUUACUUACAGCACCUAUAAAAAAGUAAUUAUUACGAAUAACCCAUGCAAAUUUUUCAUCUAAUACAGUUGCGGUGGUCUAUCCAUAUGAUGUGAAAUACGUCCGGAUUUUCUUUUUGUUAAAACCCAAAAACGAAGAGGACCCUGGAGCAUUCGAAAAUAUUUUUCAACAACGUCUUAUUGGUUAUCGAUAUUUUCGUAUUCGUUUAUAGGUACUUAUACUAACUUCUGUUCCUUUUAAGUUCGGUGUAUUUUUUUUUUUUUUUGUAUUUCAAAUUCUAUAUUGGCAAACAAUGCAAACAUGCAUUUUCAACUUAAACCGUAUCGUCGUCGUUGCUGUUCAAUAUAGCAUUGUCGCAGCACAGGUUUAUAAAUAAAAAAAAAAAAUAAUAAAAUCGAAACUCAAAAGAAAAAUAAGAACAAAAACGUGACGUGCGCACGCACCUCGAAAGAUCAUCGAAACGAAAAACGGUUAUUAAAAUAAUUAUUUUUCUAUACAUACCUAUAUAAUAAUAUUGUAGUAGGUAGUGUUAAAAUAGUAAUAGAAAAAAUAAUUGAAAUAUUAUGAUCUUAUGGUAUCGGUAUCCCGGAGAAGGAAUCAUAUUUUCAUGACGCGUGAGUAUAUUAAGGUUAUAAUUUUCAAAUAGUAUUGACUAGAAGUAGGUACGCAAGUAUCGAGCCUAGGUAAUAAUGGCCAAGAAAAAAUUGCCAGAAAAAAAUACGCAUAGUAGAAAAAAUUGAACAUUUUUUUUAUCUCCAUAUUUUUGGCCAUUCUUUCAUUCUAGUUAUUUUGGAACAUGGUAAUUUUUUCCGUAGUAAUAUUUUGAAUUGACUGCCGACUACCUAUGGUCAUCUAUAAUGAUAACUAUCAUUGGCGAAUAUUAGGGGGGUAAGAUUGUUUUUAAGCCGUGGAAGGUUUUAGUCCCUCUAAAACACUUUUAAAUUGAUUUUUCAAACAUUUACUCGUCAAAAUUAUUAUUCCUAUUCAUAUUUCGCAAACAUGUACGAUUUAUUUAUUUUUUUUUGCAAAUUGUCAACAGUGAUAAUAAAAUAUAAAAAUAGCUUUUGUCGCUUUUAAAAUUUAAAAAAUUUAUACAAUAUUACCUAUACAUAUUCUUUUAUAAAUGUCCUCGUAGCUAGAAAAAGGUAGGAAUUAGUAGGUAGGUUAAAGCGUAAAGCGUGGACAAUUUCCCUAACGUCCGGUAGGGUAAAAUUGUGUAAAAGUGUCAAGCUUCCUCACAGAUGCGCCGAAAAUAUAUCCUCCGAUGGUAAAUCAUAGAAUAAUAAUUUCGGUUUUUUUAUUAUUCUACUAUAAUAUUGUACAAAAGUCGUUCUACGGUUUCCCUUCGUUUCCAGUGUGUAAUAAUUUCCUGUUCCCUAAUAUGUACGCACGUCGCCGCAGACAGGGCCGUAUUAUACAUUAUUAUAAUAUUCCGCAGCCACCGGAAACACGAGCACUUCGAAGCUAUUAAAAUAUGCGCACAUUAUGUUUAACAAUCCACCGUAACGAUAUCGGUUUAAACAACAAUAUUUUAAACAGAAUUUAAUAUUUCCAAACACACGCAAUAGACAUUGGAUAAAACACAAGUCACAAAGUGAGAUGAAAACGGUACAAUAAUAUUAUAUUACAAUGUUUUCCAACAAUCACUUUUACAUAUUAUUGUUAUUAUAAAACCCGUUUCGAGUGGCUUUUGACACGAAAAUUUGAUGUAAGUCUCCGUCGUAUAGAAUGUUUUUACACGUAGACAAAAUCAUAUAAUAUUAAUAUGUCGUUCUCAUAUACUCCAUUAGGAUUUAUCAGGGCCUAGGGGGCUAUUAUAUUUUAAAUCAUCAAAGCUUUUGAGCUCUUUGCGUUGAAUUAUUCUUUAAAAGCUUUAAAAGUUAAAAGCCUUUGUCGGAAUAAAAAAAACACUAUCAUUAUAAUCGGAGUCCCAAUCUGAAUCUCAUUAGUUUUACGUUCAACAUUCAAACCUCUGUAAUCAAAUUCGCUAAAAAUAUCACGCAUUAAAUUGUUAAAUAACGUUAUUUUUAAUUAGUCAACUAUGCAUACAUUUUUAAACCUAUUUUAUUAUACACUUUAGUUCAUGAUAUAUUAAAACAUGAAUUUUUGGUUAAAAAACAAAAGUUUUUAAUUUUUUUUUUAAAUUCUGUUAAAAAUCAAUAGUAAUACAAAUUUUAAAAAGCCAAACCUAAUAUUAUGCUUCGAAUCAUUGGUGAACUACAGUUCUAAGUGGGACGUUUGGAGGUAUAUAAGACAUAGAAUAAUUUUUUUUUACAUAUGAAAGCAACGACAAAUCAUUGCAACCAAAAAACAAUUCUGAACUGAACUCGGAAACUGGUGGGGUGGUUUUUCUCGUAGCCAAGUGGUAACCUAGAUAUCAACAAAUAUUAAACCGAUGUAUUAACAUUUGUUCUCGGAUUAUUUAAUUUUCUAGAAUAUCUGUUAGAAAUGUAAAAAAAUUUAUAAAAUAAAGUACCAGAUGUUUAAAAUUUGGGAUCUUUUAAAGUACUGCUUGGAAACUGCUUUUACUCGUCAAAAUUACUGUUCUAAGAAAUACAUAAUGAGCAAAUUUUUAGAAAGUUGAUAAUGAAUUUAGUAUUAUUUGGUAUUGUCACGUUCGUGAUUGCAUAUAUGCAAAAUAAAUCAAAUAUAUCAAUUUUGUAAUGUUGUAAUAUACUAUGUCUAAUAACUAUAAUAAUUGUUAUUUGUGGGAAUUUUCCAUUAUUUUUUUUUUUUUUUUAUGUAAUUUUUCUUGUAUUUAAUUCGGGUAUUAAUUAUUUUUAUCUCGUUCGUUUCAAGACUUUUGACAUCUCGUAAAAAAAUAUCGUUGACGACGCGAUGAUGUAUACGGACUACUUCAAGUGUAAAUAAGACCCGUAAAAAUCCGAUGAUGGCCUAAAUUAUUGAUGGCGGAACAAAAAAAAAAAAAUAAUAAGAAGAGUGUACCUACCUACAUAAUAAUAAUAAUGAUAACAACGGUGAUGAUAAUAAUAAUAAUAAUAAUAAUAAUGAUAAUAAUAUAAUUCGACGUGAUGGAAAUCACGACCGCACGCGCUCGCUCACGUAUCCGGUUAAAUGCACAGUGCGGUUGGUCGUCGCGUGUACGUGUCGUUCUUUCGCGACGACAAUUCGAGCAAUAUUCUGUUUGCCUCCCUCCCACUUCCCCUUCAAACCGUAAUAUUAUAUUAGUAUUGUAAUUUAAGGUUUCUUACGAUGAUUUUGCAUGUAUUGUUAUAAAUUCAAACACGUACGUUUUAAAUUACAUAUACAAUUAUGUUAACUUUAUUUGCUCAAUGUGUAUAGCUAUUAUAAUUAUAUUCAUCAACUAAACGGUUAUUAAAAAAAAGUUGAAAACUGCAGUUAUACAUUAAUUUUGGGUAUAUAUAAUAUACUUAAGAUAUAUUUUUUAUUUGUUAUUAAUUCUAACUAUAUUUUGAAAAAUAUAAUCAAAAAAACUGAAUCUCUUUAUCUUCGAAGUGCUUAUGAAAAAAAAGAUUAAGUCCAAUCCACGACGAAUUUUUCACUAUGUUAAAGACGUCGAUUGAAACUCCUAGAAUAAAUGAACUGUAUACCUUCUAAAAUAUAGUUUAAGCUGUUUUAUUUUUCAAUUAGAACCUGCUGUAACUAUAGAUAAAACAUUGUUUUUUUUUUUUUUUAUAUAAUAUACAAUAAAUAAAUUAUCAUUUGUCGUUAUAAAAAUAAUUAAUUAUGCAUCGGAUUAUCAUUUUAUAUUGUUUUAUUUUUUUAUUGUAAAAUUAAUCAAUUCGUUCAAUUUGUGUUUACGGGGGUGGAUGUGGAAAAAUAAUUAUUACCUAUCUGUUAUAUUAUAUAAAACGACCAAAGUAUAAUAAAACUGUCGUCCGUUAUUGAUAUUUUCUCAUAUUCGAGCAUCAAAGCAGUGUCGAUUAUCAUGUUUUAAAAGUCCAUGAUAUUACCCGCUGUUUUUUAUGAAUAACCGUCAUCAAAUCCGGGGACAACAAUUCUACUCAGUUGUUUGGUCAACAAAUUAAAAAAAAAUAUUUAUAAAAUAUUAUGAUAAUAUUUUUACUGUAAAACAGACAGGCACUUAUAUACAAUGAGUCCUUUUUUUUUUUAACUUAAAUAUUUAUACUAAAAUGUUUAUGAUUGCUACAGUUUUAUUAGAUAUUAGUUUGUAGUAGUAUUUAAAAUCAGGGAAUUUAUCAUACAAAUUGUUUUUGAGAAGGUUGAAAGUUGAUCAAGAACGUGCUUUUGGGAUUACAUUCAUGAUACUUACACCGUGCGGACACAAAAUGUCAUCCUCCUAGUUUCAUUUAGAGGGUCUGUUAUGAUGUACAAAGCUUAAAUAUUGUCCUCCGUCUGCAACAACAUGGUGAAAUUCAUAUUGAAAUUUAACCGGGAUUUUAACACUUCAAUCCGCCUACAAAACAACUCUAGUUCCUGAGUUUGAGUUAAUUUGAUCAGAAGGGCAACAUAAAAAAAAUCGAGCUGUAUUCACAUAUUAGUAUUGUUAUAUAAAUUAUACAAGCUAUACGACGGUGAAAAAAUUAAUGUUAAAAAAAUAUUUUGUAUUGAGUUUUUCGGCCCUGCGACUGUUUUCAAACGGGAAUCAUUUUUGUCCCGUUUCCCCCGUUUCGUAUACCUACCUACCGGCUAUCAGGACUAAAAUGUUAUUAUAUACAAACGCGCCACCGUGUUCAAAAACACGAUUUUCAGCGCUGUAUAGUGACUGUAUAAUGUAGAGAGGUCAACCGUGCUGUUAACUCCCCCUACCCUCCCCCCCCGAAGGCCGUAACCAAUUCCGAAAUAAAAUUACGCCGUAUAUAUUAUUCAAUACAAUAUAAAGCUCGGCUGCGAUGAAAUUCGAUAAAAUCCCCGCGAAUCCCUAUUUUAUAAAUUAUUGUAUUAUUAAUAUUAUUAUUAUACGUCCGCGCUCCGGUGUAUAGGACCGUAUUGUGUACAUGUAUACCGCGCGUUUAUGUGUUUGCAAUAAUGGCCGUCUGUUAUUAUUAUUAUUAUUAUCAUCAUUAUUAUUAUUUUAUUGUUACUAUGUAAAACGGUGAAUAGCACUUGUUCGAAAUACGAUAAGAACCGAGCGCCGAAAAAUGACGGUGGCCGCCCUUAAAGGUUCCGAAAUGUUACGAAUAUAAUGAGUUGCAUUCAUUCGUGGGUACGCGUUUUGUUACAGUGUUAAUAGUGAUAAUAGCUAUUGUAACGCCCGGCACUUUCUCCGAAAUUCUGGAAGAAAAAAAAAAAAAAAAUUAGAUUAUGCCAACUUAGAUUAUUUCCAUCGUGGUAAUUUCAUUUGAAAUUAUUGACAAUAUUUUUGUCAUUGUCGUAUCAUUUACGAAAAAGCGCCCCAGUCCCACAUAGGCACACAAUAAAUUGUCUAGGAAUGAUGACUGUUUUGCAUGUGAUACACCGAAGUCGACAUAACAUGUGCAAGAGACAGGGUGACGUGUUUUUUUCCCGUUGGGAACAAUUUAUUUAUAUGUUUUAUUUUUUUUUUUUAAAGAAAAUUAUGAAAAAAAAUCUGAAAACCAUAGACUCGUAGAAGAAAAACCACAGACGAGUUUGUUUAUCAUGACAAAUACGAAUUAUCGCAAUUCACGAGACUUUUUAAUUCCAUAAAACGAACUACGUUUUACCGUCACUGUUUACUAAUCCAAAGAUAAUUUGAUAAGGAUAAAAUAUUACACGGCAUUACAUUUCAGUACGUUUAAAAAAUGUUUGGUAAAACCGUAAGUGCACUGUUCGUAUCGCGACUUCGUGAUUUUCCCGGUCUAGUUAUCUUAUGUUAUGUCAAUCAUAUUUUGCAGUAAAGAUUAGUUUUAAAAUAUCUAGAUAACGAUGAGAGAUGAUUUCCGGAAUAAUAAUUAUUAUCUAGACGAAGAUAAAGGACAGGUGCGAAAUCGAUUUACAUAACAGUUAUUAUAGCAGUUAUGCGAAUUGAAUAUUUUACCUAAUGUCUGUUUUGGAUAACUUAUUAACCGUUAAUUACGUAUGAGUCCCUGUCGUUCAUUUUCGGUUCGUUUCCCGCGCCCACCGCCUCCGGACUCCGGUGCGCGCGUCACGUGCUUAAAAAACUACAUGCGCGCUAUUCGGACGGCAAUAUUACUAUUAAGUAUUAUUAUUAUUUUCGCAUGCACGUGUACAUUGUGUACGGCCGUAUUUAUACAUUAUUAUCUACGUAUUUGUGUAUAUCGUGUUAUAUAUUAUUAUAUUAGCGGCCGAAUUUGUAUUGUGCGUGAGGCGGGAGGAGGCGAGACGGGAAGAAAAGUCACUGUCGCGCGUCGUCGCCACGACGACAAUAACACAAUAAUAACAUAUUUCGCGGUAGCCGAGAGAAGAGACAUAUUAUCAAAAAAAGAAAGAAAAAAAAAAAAAAAAAAAAAUAAAUAAAAAAAAAUGUGUCAGAUAUUCAGAUCGAAAGAUACGUGACCGACGACGGUGGCGACGGUGGUCAUCCACAAUGUGAUGAUAAUUAUUUUCGUAUUUUUUUUUUUUUUUUUUUUUUUUUUUUUUUCUGUCGUCCGACGAUUGUGCGUUCGUAAUGAAUGGCCCGACGCUGACUAGCGCGCGCGCGCGCCCGCUCCCAAUAACCUAAUUAGUCGCGCGGAAUGGGUAUACGGCGUGUUUACCGUGCGAAUCGCCGGAGAAAAAAUCCGUUCUUAUUCCCCGCCCCACCCACCGCCACCACCGGUUCGCGAAUCGCACCGUUUACGCAUAAAAUUACCGUCGACCGCCUUGUGUUAUUGCACGCGAUCCGAUUUCCGGCGAAACGGGGGUAUCGAGCGCGUCCGUCUGCAUUUCGGCGCGAAGCAAUACGAAUUUUUAAUUUUUCACCGGCGAAUCGACCAGCCGCAGCCGCGAGUUCCGAUCGAUUCGCGGAUCAUUCGGAAAAACUCGGGACGACAGCUGCAUGCAAUUAUAUUACAAUAUCGUCGGUUGUACCGCAACAGCGUGUACCUCGGUUUUCGCGCAGUUUCACAGGGCGGCCGACGUGCUCGUACACAUUUCAGAAAACAAUACCUAAUAAUUAUCUCCACUCGUGCCGUAAGCGACGAUAUUUUUGCCGCGGAAAAAACGACACUUUUUUCGUGUCGGCACACGUGAAGCGGCCAGGCGGUAUAAUGUUAUAAUUUUCGUUUUUAUAAUUUUAAUAAUAUAUUUGGUUUUUUUUUUUUUUGGCUUGCGUACAAAUUCGGUCGAUGUUUUAUAUAUAUUAAAAAAAAAAAAUGAAUACUAUACUAUACCGCCCGCGUGUAAAACCGUGAAUAGUUUUAUUUAUAAAUAUGCUUGAAAGAAGUCUAUAUUAUUAUAUUAUGAUUCGUGUGUGUCCACAGCGCGCGGGGAUUCAAGCCACCGUGGGUCCUUAAAUUAUUUGGCACGAAACGAACAGAAAAUUUAAUUUUUAUUAAUAUAAUAUAAAAAUGUUAAUUUGAGCGGAUAAAAAAAAAAAAAAAAACACUCCCUAAACAGUUCAGAAGUUAAAUUGGAUAAAAGUGAAUUUCGGGUACUAUAUGUACUCAAAAGGUUUUGUUGAACAACUUCUAAUUAUUGUGAUUUUUAAAACAAAAAGGUAUAAAUAACGGCGAGUUUAGACGAAAAUUAAUGAAAAAAGUUUAAUUCAAAUUAAAAAAAAAUAAUAAUAACGAUAAAAUGUCUUUUAAACGUAACGGUUCUGAUAGAUUCCGCGAAAGAGUCUCUUUAAAAAAGUACAAUGUUUAUAUAAAAGCUUAUCGUCGGAACUUUAUUUUAAUAAAAACAAGUCUCGCUGAAACAACGAUUUAAAUUAUUUUUUAAAUAUUCAAUUCGUUUAAACAAUAAACGCGAGAUGUCGACCGUGCGAUUUACAGUAUUAAUUUUAGUUAGGUAUUUCACCCAAACGAACCUCCAGUCCACCGUGCACUUUACGGAUCGUUUAGAUACACAUCGUCGGGUGAUUUUCAUUCUCUUUUUUUUUUUUUAUAAAUUCGAUAGAAGUAUAAUAAACGAACGUUUAAAUCGUCCUUGGCAUUAUUUCAUGACCGUGUACAUAACAAUGAUCAUUGUAAAUCACUGCGAAUAAAACAACAAUAUCUCAAAGAGGAAAAGUGCAUUUGCACGUAUCUACUGCUUCAGUACAGAUACAUACAAUGAAACAUCAAAUUAGAAGACGCCUGCACACUUUCAUCAAAACCUAUUGUUUCUGCAUGUUUAAUUCGUUUAGUAUUACGAUCGUUGCAUUAUAUACGUUAAAAACAGCUUGUGAUAUUGUACCAGUUUCAAUUUUACUCGGUUUCUUCAAGUAUAUCUACUGGCUACAAAUAUUUUAGUAUGCAUUUUUUUUCAGUGUUUUUCCAUGUCUUCGGAGGACCAAGACUCGGUUUAUGUUUAGAAUACUCGCCGUAGACGAAAUUAGGAUGUUAGACUGUAAUUAUCCAUUUUUUUAAAAAAAUUAAAAUUGUGGUAUUUUACUCCCCUAAAUCCACUACUGGCAAACCCGUAUAUUUCUAUAUCCCACACACGUCUUGAGACUUUGAAGAGGUUUAGAAAAAUGUAUUCUAAAUGUCUCUGAUAUAGCGAUGAUACGAAAUUGUUUUUACGACGACGGCAACUUGUAUAUGUUGUUGUACAUUUUAGAUUUCAUCGAACGGACGAAAUUGUUAAAUGUUAUUACGGACCGCUACACGCUGUUAAUAUUAUUAUAAUUUUUCGAAAAUAUAAUCAUAAAACGACUUGAUUUGCGAAACUUCCGAGGGACGGAGAAAUAGCGAAAAAGAAAUAAUAAGAUCGAAAAGUUAUGACGUCUUCGCGAGGGAAAACUUUUAAUUAUUUGCUCGUUAUUUAUCUCGCUCGUUUAAAAGACGGGGGAAAAAACCCUAAACUCGACAUAAACUUCUAUUGAGUUUUGUCAGAAAACGUUAAUUGGAUUUUUCGAUUUUUUUUUUUUUUCAAAAAAUGACUGCGCCAUCACGGCAGUUUGUAAGGGACAGGUUAAUUAAAAACAAUGUCUAUGUGUACGCGUGUAUUAUAUUAUACUGUAAGUCGCUACGCGAAUAAGGGAGAAAACUCGGUCGGUUCGCACAAUAAUGAACAACGAAAUAUAUAACAGUGUAUAAUAUUUAUGUCGGCACGGUUUUUAUAUAAUAUUUCGCAAAUAAUAUGAUUGAAAAACUCUCGCGCGCAGCUGAGCCGCACAAGUGUUUUAAUUAUACAGGGGGGCGCAUUUUUCCAACACACUCGUUAUUUCGGAGAGAAUUUCGUCUUUUAUCGAAAUCACCCGCCGGGUUCGGCGCUUUAUGGUCUUCUACGGACACCCGUACCCGCUCGAAGUUCGCGUUCCGGGUUUCGCCUUGAACGACGCAUUCAUUCCGCCACACUCUUAUUUGCUUUGCCUUCCAGAACCCCCCGACUGUUUCUCCAGCAUUCGCUUUUUUUUCACCGUUAUUCUUCUCUUCUCUACGCGCUCUCAUAGACACACAGAUGCACGUCUUGUAAAACAUUCGUAUAAAUUCGUUAAAAAUAAACGUAUUUUAACACAGUGUGGCAAAGGAAAUAUUAUCUGGUUAGUGCACUAAAGAGGUCAAUUUUUGUUUUUAAAAUAUUUGGGAAAAACCGGAAAAAAUGUUUAGGUAAAACGUCAAAUAUUUACGGGACCCCGUGACGUUACCGAUUUCAUUGUUUUUAAUUCGUGUAAAUUAUGUUUUGUACCAGAUUUACUCCUCCAAUAUAAAAACGACAAGACACCUGUUUUGUUGAAUUUUUAAUCUUGUUAUUGAGUAAGAACGUUGUAAUUUGAUUUUCUCUGCUGGUUUUCAUAACAAUUGAAUAAAACCGAAAAAAGAGUAAAAAGAACGGGAAAAUUUACGAAAAUAAUGCCUUUAUCGUUUUCAAUUUCGAAGAAUUCUUCUGUUAUGUAUAAAUAUUUAUGCACUAUGAAAUUUGUUUAUGACGAUUAUUUUGUACCAUAAAUAAUAAAUCAUUGUAAUCUAAAAGAAUACGGGAUAAAUUAUUUAUGAAUUCCUUUCAAAAGUUACGUCAGAGCCUGUCUGUCUUACACAUAAUAUGUUUACAUCAUUUGAGGUGCUACGCACAAAACGUGUAUAAUGCGCGGCUAUCGUGUCAUAUUAUUAUGCCAACGAUAUUAAUCCAAUUUAAUACUGAUAACUUGUGUAUCUGUUCCGUUACCAUUGUUUCCGUGAUUGUUCCCAUAAUAUAACACGGUUAUCAAAAUAUAAAAACGUAUUAUCACCAGUUAGAAAUCGAGUGAUCCUGUCCUAUCUAACUUUUCAACUCUAUUCGAUUGGCGAACAGCGUAAUAUCGUUGAUCGAGCAUCUAAAUGUAUAUAAUAUUUCUAUAGCCACUGUUUCUCCGGUGUGCGCAUCUCUUCUCUGACGUGCAUUUACGUUGAUACAUAGGUACUUGACUUUUGUCACGUAUCGUUUCUCGCUCCUCUCGACGAGCCCUUUUACCAACUUGAUCUUUAUACGUGUAUAUAUGUAUUUCCCCCCCCCCGAGACCGUGCACGUACACCUAUAGUUUCUCGGCGCGCCGAAACACAAUUAUGUGUUUAAUAAUUUAUAAUAGAACCGUGAAUGCGACGGCGCGGCGGAGACGUGCGAUUUCAACGGAUCCUGCGUAUUAUUAUUAUUAUUAUUGAUCUCGGUCGAUUGUUUAUGCGCUUGUGUGCCGAUAAAAUCACGUCUACGGUGGCGGCGACGACGCUGUAGUCGUAAUAAUAAUAAUAAUAAUGUGCGAGGCGUGACGGCGGCGGCGGCGGCACGAAAUAAUAACAAUCUCACCGACGGACGAACGCGAGAAUCCGUGUUUGCAUAAUAUUUAUUUUGACAUUACGCGUUAUAGAUAUACACGCUCGUACGUAUUACAAUAACGUUGCGUGCUAUUGCGCGUGCAAUAACAAUGUACGGCCGGUCGAAUGUUCCGGCAUUUCGGCGCGGCUGCAGCUGCUGCUGCUGCUGUUGCUGCUGUACGUCGUCGUCGUCGUCGGCCCGGCGGAUUUUUCCACAAAUCCGGAGGCGACGACGACUGCGGCCGCGGCGGCGCGCAAUUGUGCGCAACGAGGCGACGACGCGAGCGAAUAAAUCGAUCAGCCGCGUCGACACAACGCCGACGAUACGGGUAGCGCGACAUUCCGCCUAUUUUUUCAUACGAUGCGAUAUAUUUUCGAAAUACGUCUCGGUGGCGGCGUGGACGUCGCGAUAUAAAUAGGCAAUUGACUACAGUGCAGGUAAUAACCGGGAAAAACCGGCGGUGCCAACAAUAGAUGUGCGCCGUGCCGCGAUUUGAGGUCGCUCAUCCAUCCGGUAUGAUAACACGGCAGGUAUAUGAAGAAGGUCCAACGAACUGAAUCCGAAAAUCGUCGACUCGUCGUGCGCGGAUUUUCACUAUUUGUCGCGGGGAAAAAUUAUAUAUAAUAUUGUUGACAUCGAUAAUCCUCUUCUCCCCCGGUUUCUAUAGGUCUCUAUUGGACCAUCCCGCUUCUCAUACCCGAUCCUCCGUCAUUCUCCGUGUUAUAUCCAUUAUUCUUUUUUCCGGUUAGAACGUCCAUUAUGUAUGUUUUCAUCAAGUUCUUUUUAGAUAACGAGCACAACGAGGAAUGUAUUGGUUUUCCUAUGAUAUGUGUAUUUUUUUUUUCUGUUUGUAAACAACUUUCACCAAAAUAUUGGUCUAAUAUUGAAGUGUAGUAUUUUUCUGACAGAAAAGUUUAUCUACUCGGUGCAUUGAGGAGGUGAUUUUUUUAAUUUUCCUUGUAGUUUUAUUAUUUACUGGGAACUACAGAGAAAAAAUUUAGGAAAAAACGUAAAAACAAAAAAAAAAACAGGAAUUUUGUAUUUAUCAGUAAGGACUGCUGCAUUUUUUUGCGGUAGCGUAUAAUUUUUUAUUGAAAUGUGCAAUAAUUAAGGAAAACUAUGCAAUGACGGCCAAAUAUGUAAAAUAGUGCAAAUAAUUAUUUAUUAUGAUUUGUAAAGAUUAUUAACGCGAAAGUCUAUAAAUAUGAAAUGGAAUGCAGUCCUAAUUAUAUAAUAGUGGGUUCCCAGCAAAAUCGCUUAAAUCGAUUUUAACAAAUUUUAAAAAACUGUGGAAAGAAAACUACAAAGGGAAUCAAAUAUGACUUCCAUAAUACACCACCUAGUUCAAAAAUGGUAAACGAACUUUCCUAUAAAGAUUUCCUUGGAAUAAGAUUUUGAGACGAGAAGUCUAUUAUUUUUACGCAAUCGAUACGCACACGAUUCCUGUGUUUGUUGUUUUAGAUACUUUGAAUGGAGUGAGGAAUAUAUUGGUUUUACACUGAUGUGUAUUAUUUUUAUUUUUUUUUGUAAACAUCUUUUCUACCAGAAAUUUUGCUCUGAUUUCCAAGUGUAACACUCUUUCUGGAAGAUAAUUUGACUGGGAUGGUACAUAAAAUUGUUUGAUUUUCCAGAAGUUUUCAUAAUAAAUCCGGGAAAAAUCGUAGGAAAAAUGGGAAAGUUUACAAAAUAUAUUAUUUUCAAAUCGUCGCAUUUCAAAACAUAAAUAAUUGAACUCCACUCAGAAUAGUUUUUCGUUAACAAUAAUUAAUCGUUGGAUACAGAUAUAAGUUAAAUUUCCCUUCUAUCUUCCUUACUUCUCACUUGCAACAAUAACUCACCGGGAUUUUUACGGGCUUUGAUAUACUUACAGUAUAUUAUACAAUAUUAUUAUUUAGAUUCUGCAAACAAGUUUAUAUUUGAGAGAAGGGGAGGUCUUCGUUUGCUAAUUUCAUAAUUCGGUUCAUCGGUUCAUUUAAUAAUUAAUGAGUUGAGCAGUAAGGCGCUUGUGUCAUAAUUGCACUUUAAAGUUGAUGAGUGAGAAGAGCAACGGGGAAUCAAAUUUAGUGAUAGUGAGGUAAAUUAAAUUAUAUAGUUAGAUAAUAGAAUGUAGGAUAUUGUAGGUUCUCUUCUAUGCGACUAUAUUAUCUGCCGUGUGAUACGAUAAAUCACGAUAAAAAUAUACGACAAACGCGAUACCGUCAAUUUUAUUUUUAAACAGACGGCCGUUGCCGUAAUAUUACGACCCUUUAUAAAACGAAAAUAUUAUCAAGCCACGUGUAUAUAAUAAAAUGUAAUAUUUAUUGCGUUACGUAUCCGUGUCGCGGUUUUUACGAGUAACCUAUAGGUAAGCGGAGAGGAGCGCGCAAAAUAUUAAAAAAAAAAAAAAGAACGAGUGGGAACGGGCUGGGAUAACACUGAGUUACCGUGGCCCUGUCGAGGGGGAGGGGGUGUUCAAUUUUCUCGAUGUAUUCCUCUGGGGUACGUCCCGACGACGACGAUCAUUAUAUUUUUACGACCCGGCCGACGAGAUUUCGGCCGAGGAAACUUGUUUUCCCAGCGGACCCGUCACUAUAAUUUUCCCGAACGAUUGACGCACACGAAACCACUCCCUCUUACCGUUCUUUUCCCCUCUCCACUCAUAGCUAUCAAUCUUAUCCGUUUUCUAAGAAUUUCUAUGUAUAAUACUAGUAUAUUAUACAGAAAACCCUUACACGCCCGUGUCGUCCGUCCUAUAUAAAUUCAUUGGCCACGGUGUAAGUAUAAUAAAAUAAUAAUACAUUUUUAAUGUAUUCGGUUUACUGCGGAUUCGAUUAUAAUUUCGAUUUUCAUUGCUACAUUAUAGACAUUGAUGUAUUAACGAAACACUCCCAGAGUAUGUGAGCAUUAUUAGACGUAAUUUCAGAUUUUUUCACGAAACACAAAAGUAAAAAUUUUACUCUGUUUACUUGUAAUAUGGGUACCAAAGUAGUUUUAGUACCUACAUACGUUGUUUCCCAAGAACUUAAAAAAACAAAGUGACUAUAUUACGAACACAAACAAUAACGUGUGCACUAUUCAGUAGAAUGGAAACGAGAAUAGAUUCUUCAAGAUGUAGAGAAAAUGACGCAGUAAUGGCGACAAGAAACUUUUAACUAUAUUAUAGUGUUUCAGUUUUGUCAAUGAAGGAAAGAAAUAGAUUGUAAAAUGUCAAUAUUACAAAUUUAAUUCCGAUUUUUAUCAAAUAUCGGAUAAAGUUACAAUUUGUAAAAAAAAAAAAAAAAAUAGAAAGAAAAUGACGUUUUUUUAGCAGGUUUAUUAUUAUUCUACGCUGUAUACUGGAAAACCGUGCGACAGAAGCGCACGUGUAUUUACUAUUAAUAUAAAAAUGUGUUGCGAAGGGAAAUUUGAUUUCGAGUGUCACGACAUACGGCAUUCGUCAUUUACACAGUAGUAAAUGCUUUUCGAGGAUCUAUGUAAUCCGGGUAGGAUUCAGAGGAAUUCACGAUAGAGAUUUUAUUGUUAUAACUUGCAAACACGGGCAAAAAUGAUAAUAUAUUCGAUGACAAUAAUUUAUUACAAAACGUCAGUAAGUUAAUUUAUCAUAGAAAAUUAGACAUAAUUAUGUACACUGUCUAUGAUAUGAAUAUAUUUUUGUUUACUGUUUUGUGUUUGUUUUUCAUCUUUGAAACAUGGCACUAUGAUAGUAAAAUAAUUAUAAUAAAAUAAUCAUCAGUUUAGUAACUAUCCAGGUAAAAUGUACCUAAAAUAAUAAUAAAAAUAAAAGUAUUCCCUAUGGUGGAAAAUAUUAUUUAACCGAGGCAAUUUUUCUUUUAGAUAAAAAUGUGUAGUUACUAACUACUUAGUGAUUUAUACACUUUGCAUUUAUACAAUUAUUUUAACCGUUCAAAAUGUUUUUAUCUUUACUGUAAUGUUCUCAACAAUUAUCUAGAUAAAUACUAGUUAACUUAUUAACUUAUCCGAGUUUAGUUUAAUUUUAUUAAUUGUAUCUUUAUGUAUAUAUGAGCAAUAGUUUAUAUUUUAUCUUUAUCUGGGUACAUUUUGUGUCUCAACAAUACUGAUUUUGAUUUAAUGUUAAAUUUAUAGGCAAAAGAAACGAAAAGUUUGUGAUGUAUAUCCACCUAUACAUUAUAUUUAGUGACGUGUUUUACCUAGUUAAAUUAUUCAGGUAUGUAGGUACUUUUAAAUUCGUUAUCAAAUAAAUAUGACAAAUAAGAAAUAAUUUAUCUAAAAUAAAUAAUUUAAUUAUUUAGUUAAAUUUAUUUAGAUACCUUUGUUUAAAUUAUAAUAAUAUACUUGUUAGAAAUAAUAAGUACCUAUAGUAAAGCAGUUAAAUUAUAUUAAUAUGGUUUAAUAAAUUAUGCAUUUAAGUUACAUAAAUCACACAAAUUCUAACCUAACCUUACCGUCCUUACGAAACGUAGAUGUCUAUCAAAUCGUAUACAUUUAUAAUAAUCAAAUUUGAGUAGGUAUUCCUAAUUCUAGGAUAGGUUUAGUAAAAACAAAAUUAUCUUCAUUUUUUUUUUUUUUAUCUAAAUACAAAGUUCCUGAGAAUCUGAUUAUCCUGAUUAUCUUUCUAGAUAAUUUUUCUAGUAAUUACUAAUUUUUUUAUUUUGAUAUUUUAAAAUUUAUCUUUGUUCAACACUGAUUACAAUGCGGAUCUAUUAUGUUUUUAGAACGUGAGUGAGAUUUACUACCUACCUAUAUGUUAAACGCACAUGCCCUUCUGUGUGCCCUAUAAAAAGAGAAAAGGAUGCGGUUUUUUAUCCGAUUUCCGGCCGAGUUGCAAUACAUUUCAUGGCGUCAAAAUAAUAUUAUGUUACUAUAGUACUUAUAGCUAUGUCAUUAAUUUUACGUCCACCCCGCGUAUAUAAUCAUACCUAUACGCGUUUAUAAUAAUAAUACAUUCAUCAAUCAUCAUAGUGAUGUCGAUUUGCAAACAUACACGGAAAUACAUUUAUACGUGAUCAUAUCCUGUGUACGAACGGAUCGUUUUGUUCCAGUACGUGAAAUAUCAUAGUGUUGGCAAAAAAAAAAAAAUUUAAAAAAAAAUCAUUCCCGAUUUGUGAAAAAACAUUGAGAAUUCAAAUGUUCGAACAAAACAAUUUUCUUAUUAUUACUAGUGUGUUGGUAAGGCUGUGUACGCAGGAGGUGAUGCCGAUAACGGUGAAAACCAUUUUAUAUUAUUUGUUUUCGUAAUUUUUAUAUUUUUCCGCGUUUACUCCGAAGACGAAAAGAAAAGAAUUUUUAUUUUUUGCCUCUCUCAGAAUACACCACAUCGUCGACCACCCGUCGUCAACGGCGCACUCCUGUCGUGCGAAAAUAGAAAAGCGACAAUAAUACGAAAGCACGAGGCAUUGAAGUUUUCGGAAAAUGCUUUUGCAAGUGUACAGAAAUUGUUUUGCAAUCUAAACAGCAGAUCAAACUUAACCUUAAAGAUUCGAAACAGACGUUUUAUGUAUUCUUUAGCCACACAUAUGCGCAGAAUAGUAAUUCACAUCAUUUUUAGUUUUAUUUGUAUACAUUUUAUACCAGUCAGAUUUUUGGAAAAUUAAAGUUUUAAUUAAAAUUAAGGACUGAAAGUCGAAAAUGUGGUCUGAUCGAUUUUGUGCACAGUUUACGCCGAAUAAUUCAAAUAUCAGUAGAGUUCGUAUCGCUUCGUCACGUCCAUGGACAGAUAAUUGGUAUAAAUUGCUAUACUGCGUAUGUGAUAUCAGAUGAAAAUAUUAUUUUUGAAUCCCCUUAAUAAUAUGUAUUAAUAUGUUAUAAUAAUAUGUACAAUAUCAUACCAGUGAUGGUGGAGCAUAUUUUAUAGAAUUUCGACUGGUUGUAAUUACUAGGGGUGCAUAACUAAUGAAGAAUAGGCCUUAAAAGUGCUCGCCCAUGUAUAGUUUUAUUCGUCAUUGUUUACGCGUUGAUAGAUAGCCAUAGCACAGAAAAAUCCAUGGACCAAUAUUGAAUUGGAAUAAAAAGACAGCGUUUUUCAGUUUUCAAUCUCAUUUAAGUUUAAAUUUCCGAAUAUGUAAAUUUUCAAUGAAUAACAAACUGGCCGUGGCACGUCCGUCUAGAAUCUGUAUCCGUGACGUCAAUCAUUCACUGUAGGAAUCAUUAAUUAUUUUCCAGGUGAUACUAGUGUCAUCUAUUUUAUGUAUGUUAAAAUAUAUUUGGAAAGGUUGCCGAACAGUUGACCGGAUUUUCAUGUCAUCUAUGUCCGGUAUUAGACUAUUUUUAGCCAGUAGACCAUGCGCAGUAUUUUACUAUUGUACGUUUACCGUUCUCCCCGUAUCGUUUUUCCUAAUAUUCUCUUCGUUGUACCAAAAUGUUUAUUUCUACUCAUCGACAAAAAAAAAAAAGCAUUUGCUACAGACAAUCUCUAAAAUAUAUUGUGCCCAUAUUAUGCUCUUCAAUGCUAUCAGACAAUGAUUUUUAUAUUGUAUCGUAUUGUAACUCAAUCGGAUAUUUUUUGUUGUGAUUAUAGUACCGGAACGGGUAUUCAAAGUCCUCGUGAGCGACGUCUACGACGACGAUGUGGACGACGACGAAAAUAACAACGAGGGUGCUGGAAGCGAUUUGGGUAACGUGAAUAGUUCCACCGUGACAACUUCUACGUCCCCGCCGGUACCAACCACCAGCAGCAGCAACAGUGCAUCGUCCACGAACAAUUUCCCGACCAAAAUCAACAUCACGUGCUACGCCGCCGGCAUGCAUCCCGAACCUUCCAUGGGCAUCUGGGUGAACGGAGUGUAAGUAUUGACCGACGCUUGUUGUACGUUUUGUUCUUUCCGAAUUUAAUAUAUUUACACAACCGUAUUGCCAUCAAAGCAUAUUGUGAUUUCUCUCCCCUCCGUUACUGAUUACAAAAGGCCAGUACGUAAUUAAAUUCCUUUGCGCUACUCCGGGUGGGGGGCGAAAACCAUUCCAUCGAUAUAAGCUCUUUUUGCAGUUAUAGCCGUUCCGAGAUCAAAAGCCUAUCAUCAUUUCGUUAAGUUUGUGCGCCAAUGGUUUCGUCGAUGAAAUUCUCUCGCGUUCGUUUGAUACGACCGUACAGCAGAGCACAUCGCAUCAUAUAAUAAUAUCAUAAAAUAUCGUUUCCGAUUUAAAUUCGAUUAUUAGCCGUGUGCAACACUAUACUUGUAUAUUAAAUUUCAGAACAAGACUGGGUUUUCGAUAUAUGCACAGGAUAAAAUGAAUUGGGUUUUUUUCGUAGAAUUGUAAAUAUUGUUACAAUGUCAAUUUUUUUUCUUAGAUUUUGAGUGGAGCUAGAAAACUAGUUCAACAAAAUUGUAAAUAGAUUUUUAAAUAUUUUCGAUUUCUUAAAACGGAGGCUCAGCGGCUCAUAGUUUUCGGAUUUUUGCGUUUCGGUUACAAAACCGACUAAAAUAUCGAAUAAGCUACGCUCGCUCAGAAUCGCUUUUGUUUAAAGCGUUGUUUUUUUUUUUUUUUUUUUAGUAUACACUAAAUAACUAUUCUUUAACUAAUGUCCUACCUUAUCAGAAUUGUUGGCCCCGGGUCCGUUAAAUGUCUUAAUACCGGCUUGUCAAUAACAGUGACCUAUCCCCGUCAUGGUGCAAUUAAACCGAACGAUUUAAUACACAACACUGGUUCAACGAGUAAUCGCACACUUUGUUGCAAAUAGCGUAUCGAAUCGAAAACGCUAUCUAUUAUAAGACUCACUUUUCGUGUGAUGAUCGCGAGUUUAUUAUAAUAUUAUUAUCUUUCCCGACAAACAAAUAAUAUACUCUACACUAUAAAAAUAGAAAACCGUUACAUUUUAAUCGGUCAGCACGGUUUUGUAGAGAAAACCGUACGUGACGUCGAGUGAUUUUUUUUGCGGUUUUUUUUUUCCAACGCCAGUGGCGUUUAUAAUAAUAUAAAUACACACAAUAAUAAUAAUAUAUUAUAUGCAUUGGUAUACAACCGUCACCCGCCAUUCAUAUAUUAGGCAGAUAGAAAAGCGAAUAGUCUUGAUGUACCGUAAAAAGUGAUCAUUAUUUAUAUAGGUUUUUUUUUUUUUUUUUUUCUAAACGGUAUGUGCAUCAAAUCAAAAUUUAAUCGCUCGGUAUGUUUAUAGAAAGUUGAUGUGAUAUAAAAAAAAAAAAAAAAAUUUGACACGCUAUUUACGAUAAUAAUAUUAUCUUAUAUGUUAUAACAUGUAUGUAUCGUUUUCUCGCGGCGUUGGCAAAAAUAGAUAUUCGUUUUCGAUAAUAUAUUUUCUAGACACCCGUAUAGGAAUCGUAAUAUGAUUUUUCGACGUGAUAUUGGGGUGUAGUUCCGAAAUUCAGCGAUGUUCAAUCAAAAUAUUAAUACACGUCGUUGCGAAACUCAUCAGUUUCAUAAUACAUUUUUAUUUUCGGACGUUGUUCCAAAAUUCAGUGUUGUCAACUAAAUAUUGUCAUCGGAUCUCAUAGCCUUCAAUUUUACCAAUUUUUCAGAUUCAUAUUAAUUUUUUUCUUUUUCAGGUUUUACUUGUUCAUUAUUGCAUUUAUUAAAAUUUAUGACAGAAAUAUGAUAGUGCCUAUUGUGUUCAAUAAUAUAUUAUAAAGAGAAUGUUGAAAUCAUACAGUUAUGCUCUAUUAUUUGACGCAAUCCAAAAAUGUUGGUAUCCAACAAUUUUCCAACAAAUCUAUUGUUUAAUUAAAUGUUGGAAAACAUGGUUAUAUUAAAAAUGAUCUAAUAAUAUCGUCGUUUAUGUGUCGACAAAUUUAAUUUAUAAAUAAAAGUAGAACAUAUUUUGAUAUAAUAUAUUGAGAUAAAUACUCAAAAAUAUUCAAAUUCACUAGUAAAUUAAUUCACUUAUUACAAAAAGCAGUGGUGUUAAGUACACAUAAACAAAAUAGUAUAUUUUAAAUUUUGUAUCGCGUUUGGUGAGUGAGUGGUUAAUACCAAGUUUUGAACUACAAGAAGAUCACCGGACAAUAAGAAUUAAUUGUUUAUAUGUUUAAAUAUUUAAAUAUUAUUAACUUAUCAUAAAACGUCUACACGGUUAUAAUACUUGUAUGUUUUGUCUUAUACCAUUAUCAAUUUACUUAUAGGUACUAUAACAUCAACAAGUUUAAAAGUUAAAAUUAACUUAACUUUUGACUUAGAUUUUAACUUUUGGUUUUUAAAUUAACUUAACUUUCAACUUAAAAAGAGGUUACACUGUCGAUAUUCAUGUGAAUACUUACUUGGAAUAACAUGCCACAAUUUAAGUCCAGAAGAAUCGGAGGCUGUAACUGAGGUUACUACUCGUAGAUGUUCCUGUACAUUAACAUUUUAGUUAACAUGUCUUGUGAGUUAUAAUAAAUUGCCACAUACACACAUACCCCUCUAAUUUAUUCAUGACGUAAAUACUUCAUAAGAUAUUUACCCACAUUAUCACUGCAAACUAAAAUAAUAAUAAAUACAGCUAAAGGUUAAUUCAGUUUUAUAAUUUAUUUUUAACUUAACUUGAUUAAUAUGAACAAAACAAUUAACUUUCAACGUGUCACAUUUUUUUUCAACUAACUCAAUUUAAACGAGUUGUUCAGUGACGUCUCUAAAACUUCUAAAGCCCGUAAUCAAAUAUUCUAGACUAACCUAAUUUGGAACCAAGAGCACAAUCUAAGUUAGUUUCCAAUUUACACUGAUUGAAGCAAAAAAAAAGUAAUAAUAAAAAAAGGCACUCAAAAUAUUGUCUUGGGUCUUGAUUUGGGGCCUCUAUAUGUCAUGGACCCGUGACCCAUUGCUUGACAUAUCACUCUAAAGAUACGUCUAGUGGCGGAUUUUCAACAUUUUUCUGGGGGGGGGGGUUUCUAAAAAUAAUAUGUAUUUUGAAAGUAUCUAUUAUUAGACACCUUUUCUUUAGAUGAUUUUUUAUUGGAAUUAUAUCGGUAUCUGGGGGGAUUCAGGUUCCUUAGACCUCUCCGUAAAUCCACCAUUGGAAUUGAUAAUAACGUUAUUCAUGAACUCGUUAAGCUUUGAUUUUUAUAAAUAAUAUUCAAUUUUUUUCUAUUUAUUUCAUGAUAUUGGUUUGUUGUUAACUCUAAAUCUCUUUCGGAAUUGCUUUUCGUUUGUUUUACGCAUUUAGACAAAUAAAAUAAAAUCAACUACUGUAUAUUCGGCACCUAUUGAUUUCAAAAUAUACCCACCAUCAGCUCUAUACAACGGAUUAUCGCAUAGUCGUGUAUAGUGUCAAACGCUGCAGUAAAACAAACACUAGAUGAUAAUACGUUAAGUUAACACCAGCGCACAGAUAAUAUUAUAAUAAUAACAGUAAUGUUAUUAUCGACAACAACCAUCGUCAUCGCUUACGUAAUAUUACACGAGCCCCUAAUAUUAUUAUAAUAAUAUCGUCGGGUAAUCCGUAGUGUGGAAUAUUAUCAAUAAAGUAGGUACACCGUACACCACACACUACACCCGGGUUCCGCGAUAAAGGAAACGAUAAUAAACGCUAAACAAUCUCAUAUACGCAUAGGUAUCGUUACACAAUACGCACUUAGCCAAACGAUAUUAUAAUAAUGCAAACACCCUUUAUACACAUUAUGCCUACGAGUAUGUGCCCGUAUAAUUAUAAUCGAUAACACGACCGCCCGCGUUCGGGUGGCUUAGAUAUCGGAUAUUCGUCAGCCGGAGAAUUAUUAUUGUUAUAGGUACGUUUGACUCGCAAAAAAGUAUAUUAUCAUGGGAGAAAUAAAGAAUGAUAAAAAAACGUUAUUACAGUAUACCUGUAUGUUUACUUUGUAAUCGUGUAGGCACGCGAAGAGACGACGAAAUCCAAAUUUCCCUCUUCUCCUCCCUUCCACGCGUUGUUGAUCACGUGCACCUAAGUGCAUACCCAUAAUUAUUUACGUAACGGUCUGCCGGCUUUUCAUUUUGUGUCGUCCAAAAAAUAAUAAUGUACAAUUUUUUCUUUCAAUAUUUGAUUUAAUCUAUGGCUAUUGAAAAAAAUUAAUAGGUAUACAUUGAUAGUUUACCAAUACUUAGUUUGAAUUUCAAUUUGCAUCUAUGGUCACUUAGAAACUUAUAGCUUUUUUAUUUAUUAUUUUUAUAAUAAUUUUAUAUACCUUUAUAUUUAGGUCCAAAUGGUAUAAGCGAAUGUAUAAUCUAACGUAUUUUACCAUUGGUCAUCUACGCUACCAAAGUCUUUUGAAACAUAAAAAUCACUUAUAGUAAAUCAAUUACUGAAGAAGAACAAAACAAGUCAUAUGACUUGUUAUUAAAGCAUACAAUUACAUCUAUUUAUGAAUAAAAUAAAAAUGAGUGGCGAUAGCAGGGAUACUGACUAUAUUAUAGGUUAUAUUGACUUGUGGGAUCAUUUUUCAUAUUAUUUAGUCAAACAUCAUCUGAUAAAUGAAAAUGGUAAAGGAAUAAAAGAAAAUUAAUUUGUCUUGUUUUCCACGGAAAUCAAUGUGUUUGGAGUUUUAAUCAUAAAUAAUACGAUUUAAUACCAGUAUUUAAAGAAUAGGUACUAAUAUUUUGUAUUUGGAGUGUCUAAGUUUCGAAUGAGUCAAAAAGUAUUCAGAAUACACAUUCGAAUAUAAGUUUAAAAAAAAAAACAUUUAAUAUACUUUUCGAAUAUUUUAGAUUCUGCGAAGAAUGUAUAUUGGUUUUACCAUGUAUUUUUUUCUAUUAAUAUAUUUAAUGUCGAAAACCUUGCUUCAAUCGAUAACUUUAUAGGAACUUUCUUGUAGAAUUUUCAAUUUAGUUGGUAGCGUGUGGAGAAUGUCAUUUUUUGAUUUUCUUUGUAGUUUUCUUAUCACAUAACACAAACGUAUUUAGAAUAUAAUGUGUUUGAAUAUAUAUUUCUUUUAAGUAUUUAGAAUAGUAUUCAAGUAUAAAAAAAGUAUUGGAAUAUUUUACAAAACGUUAUUUGUGAUAUUUAUUUUUUCGUGGGGUAAAUGGUGUAACAGCGCAGUCCACUAGUUAAAUAGGUUUAUAUGAUAUAAACGCACCAAACAAUGCGUACAUACAUCGAAUUUCCGUUCCGUUUAUUAAUAAAAUUCCCGUUUUAACAUAUUAUAGGUAUCGUUGUUUAUACAAAAAAAAAAAAAAAACAAGUAAAAAAAAAAAUCCAAAUUGCCAAUAUUUCUACCGAAACCAAUUUAAAAUUAUACUUGUAAAACUAUACAUAUAACUUUACCAUACAUACAUCAUUAACGUAUUAUAUUCUGGAAUGAAAAUGUCGUCUGAGUAAAAACCACAGUAAUUAUACCUAUGCGAAUAAUUAUGUAUAUAAGUCAACCGUUUAUUAGUUUUUUAAAGGUUUUUUUUUUCUUUUUUGGCAUAGGGAUUAUUAAUGUAUGUUACCUAGUAGAUUUUUCGAUUUGAUAAUAUUGCGUACGACACAUAUUGUAUAGAGCGUUUCUUGAACGAUUUAAGAAAAUAAACGCAAUCAUACCCAUUACCCACAUAAAAUACCGUUAUUUUAUUGAUUUCGUUUUUAAUGGCAAAUAUUGAAAAAAUGUAUUAUAUUAGUUAUAAAUUAUAUUCAACGAAAUAUUAUCAUUUUAGUAGUACCGGAACCGCAAAAUUAUACAUUUAGCAUAAUUUAGAAGCAGAUUAGCAUUUAGAUGAAGAUCUGAUACCCUUUUUGGGGGCAAGGGUAACAUAAUCUUCUCAUUCUUAAAUUGCCGGCCGUAAUAAUGAAAGUGUCCAAUAAUUCUAGGGGUCUACGGAUGAUUUUGGAGGGGUUUGAUCUAUCUAUCCCACUCCAAUCGCCGUUUGUAUAAUAUUCGCAUCCGCCAUUUUAAUACGACCAAUGUAAAAUAAAAAUGUUGGUCAUUUUUAUAUUUAAUGUUUUUACCUAUAUAAUAAUAAUAUUAAAACACACUAAAAAACCGGUGUAGUUUUUAACGAACGCCAAUUAUUAAAAAUUCGGGGAACUAUUUAACAGUUUUAAUGAAAUCAUUAUUUCGAAUUUCAAACGUCAACUAAGUUGUAUUAUUAUUAUUAUUAUUCUUAUUAUUCUUAUUACAUUUAACGGAGUUCAAAACAUUUCCUUAAAUAAUUAAAACGUUUGGUUGAUAUUAUAUACGCACCGCUUAUUUCAAAUACCAUAUUAUCGUUAUAUUUAAAUAAACGAUUAUAACUAUACAAACUUCAACUUAUGUAUUCAAGUUGGAUAUUAUUUAUUUUACGCGAAUCCAAAUAACAGAGUAGGGCUGUACACUAUACACAGUUUCGAAUAGAUUAAAAUGCGGGCAAACAAUAAUCGAGUAAAUAUUAUAAACAGUCGACGAAUAUAAAUAUUCAUUAUUCUUUCAAAAAUAUUUCCGCCCGUAUUGGGGAUACAAAAAGAGCAGAUACGCCGGGGAUGGGUGUGCCAAAAAGAUUCUGAACAUAGAAUUUGGUUAUACUUAGAUAUUUUCAAGUGCUAUAAUACACAUAAUAUAGUACACCCUUUUAAAAAUAAAGAAAACUAUUCCAUCACUUAUAUUUCUAUUCGGCCAAACAAUUUUCUCUAUAUCAAACAAAAAAAAAAAAAAAAAAAGGCAAAAAUGUCAAAUGCCUAUAAAUAUUAUGUUGAAAAUCGCCAGAAUAUUUUUACGUAAAAUCUAAACGAAGUAAAAUGUUACUCCGUUUAGACACUAUUGAAAUAUUGUUAGUUACUUUAUUAUUAAGACAACUUCAUCACAAAUUUAAAAAAAUUACUUUCUUACACACAAACUAAACAAAUUUUAUCAUAAAACUUAUUUUCUAAUUUCUAAUUGUGCUUUCUAUUUUUCGAUACAAAUAUUUUUUAUUAAUUAAGACGUAUUGAUGUAUUACGUAUACGUAUUUGACAAUGAGGAGAAAACCGAUCACGAUUUAAAAUGAUACGAUUGCCUGACGAACUAUAAUAAGGUAAUUAAAUGUGUCGUGUUUACAGAUAUAUAAAUAAAUAAAUAAUAUGGCUGGUAAAACGAAAUUCUCCCGGACCGGUCAAAACUCAGAAUCCGCCACUGAUGUUUACCCGUUUUUCCUAUAUAUCGUUUUCUCGGUUUUCCUGUUAUUAUUAUGAAAACUGAUUAGAAAAUCAUAAAAUAACCUCCUCAAGGAAACUUGUUAUUCUUUUGAUUUAAUCAAGAUUUCUGGUAGAAAAGUUGUAAGCAAAAACGAAGAAAAUAAACUUACAUCAUAGUAAAACUAAUAUACGAAAAAAAAAAAAUGUUAAUCUUAUUGAUUGGUAUAAUACAUACACCCAUUCAUAAGUUUUAUAUUGACAAAACUACGAUUUUUCCAUCGAAUUUAAUUUACCUUAUUUAUCUAACUUAAUCUAUCGUAUUUGUUGUUUGUCAUGUGCAGAGAGCAGCAAUUCGUGUCCGUGUUAGUUUUAGAGGACGAUGGCGAUGACGACGAGACCAACGACGAAGAAGUGAAAAACGUGACGACCACAACGACCACUACCACUCCCAGGCCCAGGGUGCACCAUUGGAACCGUUACAGGAGCUAUCGAGAAGGCGAGGUGUUCAGAAAUUAUUCGAUCCGCGCCAGCAAGGUGGUGUCGCUGAAGGAUGUGGAACAGUACGGACUCGACGAAAACAAUCGGACCACCGAGAGACCGGCGGAUUACCGUCCAUACACGAUCGACGUGGAGUGCCGUUUGAAAAUGCCCGGAGACGAUACCGCUGACGGCUUUUGGAAAUCCGGCCGACCCGACAACCUGUACUAUUCCGUCCGCAAGUCAGUGGCGUACAAGUACCGCGCCGACCCGCCGCCGCCGCCGCCUGACGCGUUCACGUCCGUGUCGUCGGCCUCCUCUGUGGCCGACGCAGACGACGUCAUCAACAACGGCAAGGACGCCGCGGUCUCUCGUGGCAGCAACGCCGGCAGCGGUCCUCAGCCCGCCGGCAUCCACUUCAUUCAGUCGAUGAUCGUGGCCGGCGUGGCCGCGGCCGCCCGACAAUAGACGCCGCACCCAAGUCAAACGUAGUCGUAUACUUUAACAAUAAACACUCGUCAUUACCCAACCCCCUCCCUUCAGAUCGCCACCCCGUAGCCGGUCAUAACACUUUAUAACAAAAGCAACAUAAAUAUUCUCGCGGGAAUCAUCACGACACCGUCGCGGUCCGCGCGCGAAUGUUAGAAACGCAAAAUUAUCCGAAAUAGCGACUAAAGCGUGGUUUAAGAAAAAAAAAAAAAAAGAAAAGCAAACUAAAGUUUCGGUUAAUUUAAAAAUAUUAUUCUUUGAUAGCUUCACAGAGGCGAAUACAGGUCGGAUCCGGUCAAAUGACUUCCGGAAUCGUACGUCACUCGCAUAUACGCAAGUCGCGGCGAACGUCGUUCGGAAUACGAUAAAUAAUAUGUUUCGAACGCACGUUUAUGUAAACUAAUGUUACGACCCGAACGCAAUUCAAAUGCACAAACAAAAACAAACACCCAAAGUGCAAAAGAAUAAUAAAACGCGCAAACAACAAUAAAUUUUUAUACGUAAAUUACGUACAGUGUGUUUUAACCGAACAAAGUCUCGUUGAAAUACUUAAAAUAAAAACUGAAAAUAAAAUUCGCUCUCUCGACCUAUUUUAAAAACCAUGCAAUUCGCGAUUUCGAAUACCAACGCCAGUUUCUAAAAUGUCUUCGUAUGUCAAAACUAUACAUCACAUAUCUACAUAUAAACUUCUGGUAUUUCAGAAAAUCACAACCGUUCCGUACCAAAGACCGCGCAAUUUCAAAUAACCCAGAUUCCCCACCCCCACCCCCACCCCCAUAAAAAAAUAAAUAACGCACAAUUUAAUAUACUACGUAUUUUUAUCGCUUUUCACCCUCUGAUUGCGGUAAUAAUUAAAAAUAAUAAUAAUAAUAAUACGAUUUAUACCUAUUAUUAUUAGACAUAUAUUAUCAUACCUAAUUAAACUAAUAUCAUACUAUAUGAUUACUAUUAUUCUUAUCGUAGUCAAUAAUAUUUUUUUUCGGUUCGAAAACCAAUCCGAGUCAAGAUCAAAAAUGGCAACCGUGUGCAGUGUAAGCGUCCGCAGUAAAUAGUCGCGCAUCUCCUCCGUUGGACAUUUUCGUAUACAGUUACACAGACGAUGUUUUUUUUAUUUUUUUUUAUAUGUAUAAUUUUAUAAUCCUAAUAGCAUAGUUUGUAAUCCUACGUACACCCACACACGAAAUUACUCGUUUUCAGUUAUGAUCGUAUUUCAAUCGCACACAUUAUUAAAUUUAUAAUUAGGGCUAGACCGAAACCAUUUUUGAAAACCCAAUUUAUGAAUACUUUUUUCAGAGGCCUAAUAAACAUUUGUCUCUGAAAAUAUUGCGGAAAAAAACCGAUUACUGCUGACAUCAAGUAUCGGUUUAUGUGCCGGCCCUACUUAUAAUAUAAUAAUAAUGUUACGAAAAUCGCAAUUUCCCGUUUCACAACCAUCAUCUUUUCGAAUACUAUAUUAAUCCGGACAACUUUAAAUUAACUAAAUAUAGGUAUACUUUAUUAAUUAUUAUUACUAUAAUACUAAGGACAAAGUAUGAUCAUCGUAAAUACUUUUAAUAAUAUAAUAUACAUAACGGUUUGUUACAAAACGUUGGCAUUCUGCGAUGUCUUAUUACAUUUAGCGACUCGUGACGCAGCGUUUGCACGCAAACACUGCGUUGAUAUUAUAUUCUAAUUACCUGUGUAAAUAUUCUAGUAGUAGUUAUUAUUACGGUCAUUAUUUAUUAACACUACUACCACUGUUAUCACACGUUUCUAGUCUAAAUACAUUGUAGUUUAAUGAAUGAAAAUUAAAAUUAAAACACUGUAGCGUUUAAUUCUCUGCACGAGGCAUAAAUAUUAUUAUAUUAGGUAGGCUGCGAUUAUCAUUUUCUCGUUGGUUAUAUAAAAAAAAAAAAAACAAAUAAAACAAUAAUAAUAUACUAUAUUGUACAAUAGAUACAUGAAACAACUAUAGACGGUCGCCUGCAAUAGGAUAAGAGCAUGAAGUCGGACAGCCGUACACCGAGAGGGCAAAUUAUUUCGAUUACGAGCCCGCGUAGUAUUACUGUGUUAACAUUGUUUAUGCCAUGAAAUAUUCGUUUAUGCUAUGAAUAUUGUGUGCGACGAUAUACACACAAUAUAGCAAUAAUUCUUUAUGAAUUUCGCAUGAUUUUGUUCAUAUUAUCGCACGAACAUUUUCUCGCAAAUAAUACCGGGGGAAAAUCAAUAAAAUUUUACCUCUUGGUAUACAGCUGCGAAGCUCCGGAUUUACCUAUAGGUCAGUAUACUGAUCAUCCAGAAUCGAUAAUCUAGCUAUAGUUGUUUCAUAUAUCUGUGAAUACUAUUAUACCGUGAAUAAUUGCGUAUACUGCCCUUGUAGUGGCAAGUGCAGUAAUUAUUUUCAAUUUUUUUGAUAUAUCUGAUAGUAAAAAUGUACGUGUAUCAAGUUGUGUGGCUGUAAUACAUGUAAGAACCACACGUACACUUUUAUUUUAUUUUCAAACCGGUUAAUUUCACAAUAAAAUAAUUAUUUUUAAUGUUUUACUGCACUUUUAUCUCGUAAUUAUUAUAAAAAAUAUAUUCACGUAUGAAAAAUUUCACUUUAACCAAUGCAGUAUACACAAAAUGUUGCAUAUAUUAAUAUGCAGAUACGAUAUUUUAAAAUCGACUUUUUAGAUACCUAUCAAAUUACUUUUUUACUGCUCUUUACCUCAGUAACAAAAGACGCAAAAUAUGAAAAUUAUUAAUACCACAACAAUAAAAUCUCUCUAUUGACAAUUUGGUAGUUAGAGCACUUGCCACUGCGAGGGCAGCUUACGCACGACGGUAUAGAAACGAGAAAAAACCGUAACAAAUCCACAAAAAACACAUCGCGGUUGUUGUAUUUUUUUUUUUUUUUUUAUUCAUUAUUAUAUUAUUAUUAUCAUUAGCAUAUAGGUACGUAAUACUAGUAUUAAUUAUAUUUAUUAUCAUUACUAUUAUCAUUAUAUUGGGAUUUUUCAAGAUAUUCGUCUCGAGGCAUAAUAAUAUUAUAUUAUACAUAAUUACAUUAAUAAUCGUUUGUUUAUUGUUAUACUCAUACUAUAUAACUAUAAUAUUAUCAUAUUAUUAUUAUUAUUAUUAAAUAUUAUUAUCAUUAUCAUUAUAUUACUCAUUACUACUACCUACAAUAAUUAUUAAUAUUACGACAUAUUUGUUUAUUAAUCAAUAAUUAUUAUACGCGAAUUUUCGCCCGUUUCUAAUCAAAUGGAAAUUAUUAGGCUAGGCAUACCAAAGAUACAUUUUAAAAAAUAUCAUAGUAUUAAAUAAAAUUAUAAACGAAAACACUAUUUUCAGCUGGUAAUCAUAACACAUAACAUAUUAUACUAUAAUCCAGGAAAAUAUACUAUACUUAUAUACAUUACAAACUCUGAUAUUGAGUUCAUUAGAACCCAAUACAAAUUUUUUAGUCUUAUUUAAUACUUAUAUUAUACGUCUUAUAAUACAUAACAACAUAUAUUACACAAUUAUUAUUAUAUUAUAAUACUAUCGAUAUUCAAUAUUGCAUUAUAUGUGUGUUUUUAUUACUAUACUUUUUUUUUUUUAUUAUCAAUCUAAUGUUUUCUCUUGAUGUGAAGCGAUUAAUUAAAAUAUUACUCAUUAUUAUUGUAUAUAACAUACAAUAAUUUAUUAUCUAUUUACUCCAAUGAUUAAAUUAUAAUCAUAUUAUAAGCAUUACUAUAUUAUACCAUAAUACAUACUAUUAUACUAUUAUUAUAAUCGAUUUUUGUCAAACAUUAAUAUGAUUUUUCGAAUAAAUAGUAUCUUAUACUCAAGCUU
Messenger RNA from Cinara cedri, 80255 nucleotides. The record is from the annotation of a GenBank genome assembly. Lineage: Eukaryota; Metazoa; Arthropoda; Insecta; Hemiptera; Aphididae.